CGUUGCCAAUCGAGAAAGCCCUUGGCAACUGUCUCCGUGCAUCUUGAGAGCAGAGCUGGGGGAUGCGGUGCAGGGGGCGGCACUGCCGGUGUUGGGGUGACAGGUAAUUAUUGAGCAUUAAAUCACCGUGUCCGACAUGGGCUGGGCCACCCUGUCUGGGAGUGGCAGCCAGCUCUGUGCAUGGCUCGGGGUAAUGGCCCUCUGCAAGGGGCUGGCUGGGAUGCUGGCUAUUGCUGUGGCCUGGAUGUGUUUAUCUGGGAGUAAAGCCAGGGUCCAGGCUGCAUUGCAGAGGGUGGGCUAGCAGGCCAUGGCUGGAGGCCAGCUGGCCCUCAAGGUGACAGUGUCACAGCUGCUGACCUGCAGGGUAGUAACUGUAGGGAUUGCUCUCCACCCAGGUAUCAGAACACUCAAUUUACACAGAAUUAGCCACUAAAUAAGGAAUUGUCUAGAAUUUAAAGUAAAUUUCGCAAUUUAGGCCAAAAUAGCCCAAAUGGAAAACAUGUCUAGCUUCACUUCAGCUACAUUAGCUUAACAUUAGCUUAAAUUCACUUUUAAAUCACCCUGAGAGUAUUUACCAAGCGCUUCCUGCUGUAAGCCUGGUACUCAAACACAAUGUGAUGAGUGGAGAUAUUUUAAUGUAUUUCUUUACAAGUUCUAAGGGGCAAAUGAACACUUUUUUAAAUUAACAAAAUCAGAGAUAACUGGAGGAUGCUACAUGUGACUGCAUUUCCACUAUUAUUAACUAGCUGACAUAAGCCUAAACCGUUUGAAACUUUAUAUAUUAAUGACAAAUAAAUUGCACGGUGUUUUGUACUGAUCAUGGUGAAAUUGUAAUUGGUCCAACUGUUCAUUUCAGAAGAUUAUAAAAAGAUGUUAUCAUGACCCUGGGGAUUUGAGAAGAAUUUAGAUUUUGGCUAUUCACUGGAAUUCUGCAGAAUUGACAAGGGAAUUGCAUAUAUAAGUACAAAAUAGCCAAGUUAGAAAAAUUGAUUAGUUGGAGAAUUUUCUAAUAAGCUAUUUUGGACAAAACAUUAAAAUUCCAAUAUUUUGGAAUUUUGCCAAGUGACCAUGUUUCGUAUGGAAAGUCCCCAUUUUUCACUCAAGUCUUCCGUCUCUCCUUUUUAUCUUAAUGUUCUUCUUUCAUAUGAGCUCCAAAUUGUUCGGACCCUCUGAUGAGUUAGAGUGGUGAAACGCGCAUCAGGGGUACUGAAAGCCACUGUAUCAAGAGUGAGCUUUUACCUGCAUUUCAGCCACUUUAUUAAAAGCGAUUGCCAAUCCAACCAAAUUUGGAAAACAGUUACCAGACAGGAACGAGCCUUCGGUUAGGGCUCACACAGAUGAACGAUUCUUAUCACCCUAAACGUCAGGGUCUACGCAAUACCCAGGUUUCCUCUUGCUGUUACACCAGUAACAUAGGGCAAGGCAUCACCCAACUAAUGCAUAGUGGCUUUUGGUUAAGGGGUGCCCUCGAAGGCACAGUUCUAUCAUAGGCAACUUCACUGAUACUUUCUUAUUUCAUGCACACUGGCCAGCCAUGGUGUUGAUAACGAUAAUUGUUACAAUAUCUUGUACCUAGAUACAAUCCUUCGUUAGCACAUCAUUAUUUGUAGCUAAGUCCAGCUCACCACUCAAGGUGAUCUCACAGACGAUUGUAUUAAGAGACCAUUCUCCUUGAUAGGUAUACUACUAUUUACCCCCCUUUGACAUAAUUUCUAUCUCUGUUGUAUCUCUGCUGAGCACGUCGUACUUGCACUAAAUUGAUGUUAAAGAAGUGCUCACAAGAUUAAUAUUCAUUUAGUGUAUGGUCCCCUUUUGUUUAUAGACGCUACUGAUUGGACAAGUUUAUUACCAUUGUUUUCCUGAUUCAUAAGGUAUAAAUAGUAUCCUUUUCACUAAUUCUAUUGAGCGAUUUACACCAUCGCUAAAUGGCACUGUUUAGUGGAUAAUUCCCUUUUGCAGGCCCUUUCUGUGUCCAUAUUGGCCUCUAUUUGUUUUAAUUAUGCAUAUAGUUGGGUUUUCUUUUUGGGUAAUUAGGACAAGUGUACUGCAUUUUUAAUUAUUUCCUAAAAGUUAAGUUUUGUCCAACUAAGCCUCUUUUUGUCUUCCCCUUCCCAAGGGAUAAUAUAUACCAUUCCCUAUCUCUUCCAAGCCUCAUUUGGGCUUCCGCUCCCUAGGGGGCUACUAUAUACCAUUUCCUUUCUUUGUGACAAUCUUAGAUUUUAGAACACUUUUCUCCCUCAAGAAGGAUAUUGACGACAGGAUAAAAAAUUAUCUCUUAGUUGUCAUCUUUCAACUUCUUUGCCAUAAACCAUGAGAAAUGACAGGGAAGAAUCAAACACUGGAACUUGACAUGAAAAAUGUUGAUGAUUCACCAGAUCUAGUGGAGUAUUUAGGGACAGGAUUUUGAGAAGGGGGAAAAUCUCUGGAUAUUUUUUAGCAGGGUGGAAAUGAAAGGCACUGGUCAAAAAAAGUAUCCUACACUGGCAUGCCACCUACAGGUCAGGACUUCUGUGUCUGCCAAAGGGUAAGGUGUCACAAAAAGUUCCGUACCAAUUGAUGAUUCUUUCUCAAAGCCAUAAGUUCUAUCCAAGGAAACACCCGUCUAUGCAUAAUAUCUUGGAAGACUUUUUUACAUCUUAAAUAUGCAUCAAUAUUAUUUGUCCCAGAAGGUAUAUUACAACCAGUCAUUUGAGAAUCUCUUGGGCUUAAUUUAGUGCAGGACAAAAAAAACUUGAUUAUCUGUUUAGUUCUAAUGCUCAGUUGGUUGUUCAGACACUACUAAGAUGUAGUUGGUUUUUUUUUGUUUACUGAUCAUUGAAACAGAAGGAGCUGAAGGUGGAGAAGAACCCUAUAGUCUGUUUGGAGUUUCACUAAAUUUUUAAGGCAUUAUGUCUUGAGAGUGAUGUUGUGUUACAUGCACUUGCUCAGCUCCCAGCUCCCAUAUCGCCUGACGUGCAUCUGUUGUAAGAAUUACCCACGACAUCUCUCCAGUGGGAAACCCAUGUUGAUGCUCUAAUUGCAUGUUGAUCAUCUAAUUGAUCUCUUGGCCCAAGAAGAGGCUGAAAUCAUCUGGUCAAUACUUCAGUUUGAUAAGUGCAAUAUAAAGGCUUCUUAAGGAAUUCUCAUCCUUUCAUUAGCCCUACAGUGGAAAAAAGUCUUCCCAGAAGACUUAUGAAACCUCUUGCCUAUAACUGUAAUAGAAAAGAACUACAGAAACCUUGCAAUAACAAACCUAUUUCCUACAAGCAAUCUCACCAUGGACCUUGCUGUGUCGAACUGAGUACCUAGUUACACGAUUGAAUCUUAAGGAAUCACUUGUCUUUUUCCGUAAUUGAAAAAUUAAACAUGGGUUUGUAGGAUCCUCAAGACAAUGUCUCAGUGAUUUCUCUGCCAGGAUCAAGAUUGUGUCCAACUAAUGAAACUCCAUGCAGAAAAAUCUUGGCUUUCAAAGAGACCAGAAGGUUAAAGAACAUCCUUGUGGCCAUGCUCAGACUGGAUGGUAGUGCUCUGAAAACACAAAUUUCAUAAAACAUUCUAAAAAUCUUAUUAUGAACUCCUCAAUACUGUAUACACAAAGUGGAGCAUUUGUGCACCUUAAAUGUAUCUUUUAGUUCAGAUUAUUUUUACGGUAUAUGAAGUUCAGUAUGCUUAAAGGACCACUCUAGGCACCCAGACCACUUCAGCUUAAUGAAGUGGUCUGAGUGCCAGAUCCAGCUAGGAUUAACCCAUUCUUUUAUAAACAUAGCAGUUUCAGAGAAACUGCUAUGUUUAUGAAUGGGUUAAGCCUUCUCCCAAAGCCUCUAGUGGCUGUCUCACUGACAGCCGCUAGAGGCGCUUGCGUGCUUCUCACUGUGAUUUUCACAGUGAGAGCACGCCAGCGUCCAUAGGAAAGCAUUGUGAAUGCUUUCCUAUGCGACCGGCUGAAUGCGCGCGCAGCUCUUGCCGCGCGUGCGCAUUCAGCCCAAUGGGAGGAAUGGAGGAGGAUCGGAGGAGGAGAUCUCCCCGCCCAGCGCUGGAAAAAGGUAAGUUUUUUCCCCUUUCCCCCUUCCAGAGCCGGACGGGAGGGGGUCCCUGAGGGUGGGGGCACCCUCAGGGCACUAUAGCGCCAGGAAAACGAGUAUGUUUUCCUGGCACUAUAGUGGUCCUUUAAGAAAAAUCACAUAAUGUAUACUGUUUAUAUAAUGUUUCAAAAAUAAUAUAAAGUUUCCACUCGCAAUAUUUUGAGCCACAUAACUUGGUUAAAGCGGGAAAAAACAUUGUUGUCCUAAAGAUUCCAGCUCCCCCCUUGUUCUGAUUAACAGCAGACUCUAUGAUUAUUUAUCAAUAUAAAAUAUAGAGAUUACAAAUAGUGCAUUAUGUCAGAACCUCCAAAUGGUAGAUAUAUUGAGAGCUUUCUGAACUUGCUCUAAAUAUAACUCGCAGUUUGUUAAUUAAUGGUAAAACUACCCUUUAUUCUAGUAAGCUGAGAGCUUUCCUUUAUUGCGUCAAGAAUUUACAAAGUAUGAUAAAAUCAAAACAAAAAUUGAAUUAAAGUAAAAGAAAUCACUGAGUAUAUAAACACAUCUUUCAACUCCUCAAAUGCAUUUCACCGUGUAUAAUCCACUUCCUCAUGUAUUUACUUCUUUGUAGUUUACUUUACUAUGGUGGGAGUGUAGCGCUUUACCAAGGGGCUUCUCAGAUACCUUCCAUUAACCAUCCGAUUUGGAGUUGUGUGUUGUUUAUUCAAUCAAUGGCAUUCAAAUUUAUGUCUCUUGAAUGGGAGUGCUUAAACAUACUGAACUAAGUGCAUUGUCUUGGUAACAUGAUUGUUCACAAACAUUCUGAAGUGCAUUACGUAUAUUUCAAUAAUAUCGAUCUUUUUACAUGAAAUAAUUGAAUGACCAUCACAGUCGUUCCUAUAUAAAACAUAAAGAUAUGCAAAAGGGAAAAAAUACAUUAAAUGUUUCAUUGAAGGGCUCAAAAAGCUGAGCAAGUAAUUUACACUGCCUUCAAUCCAGAGCGGUCUCCCUAGGCCUAAAGUAUACUAAACAGCAACUCAUUCUAAUCAGUAUUUCUCAAAGGAGACUGAACCGGGCUAAAGGUUAAAGGUGGCUUCGUUAUAGUAAAUUAAAUAUCUAAAUACAUGAGUGAAUUAAAUGCAUAGGGAAGAUUUAAAACCGAUUAUAAUAAGUUAAAUUCAUAUAAAAUAUAUAAUCCCUAACUCCACAUCUGUGUCUUUAUAAGGACUCUGUACUCUAUCAGGGCCAGACUGGCCCACCAGGAUACCUGGAAAUUUCCCAGUGGGCCACGGCAUCUGGGGCCGGGCAGACAGCUGGUGUGGAGGCGACCGGAGGGAGACCUGUGCUGUAUCUGCUCCCCCACCCUCGCACGCUACUUAAUGAGACCAGGGCAGGAAAUGACGUCUUAUUAAGCUGCUUGCUGGGGAGCAGAGCAGAGACCACACACCUCCCUAUUCGCACCACCACCCGCCCGCCCUACACGGCCACCCAACAUGCGGCCCGUCUGCUCUAUCCUCUGGCCGGUCAUCCAGUAAUGUGUGAGCCAGUCUGUCAGUGUGAGUGUAUGGGUCUGUCAUGGUAUGUGUGUGUCUGUCUGUCUGUAUCUCUAUGGGGAACGUUCAGCGCCUCCAUUCAGAGCGUGGAGGUGCUGAAUGUAGGUGAUGCACACUGUGCAGCACUGACACAGGACGCACCUCUAGUGACCGUCUGAGUGACAGUCACUAGAGGUGUCACUAGGAAGCAAUGUAAACACUGCCUUUUCUCUGAAAAGUCAGUGUUUACGUUGAAAAGCCUGCAGGGACCGGCUAUAGACACCAGAAUCACUACAUUAAGCUAUGUGUGUGCCUGCUAGUGACUGAGCUUGCUUGCAUGUGUAUGUGUGUGCCUGCUGGUGAGUGAGCUUGUGUGUGUGUGUGCCUGCUAGUGAGUGAGUUUGUGUGUGUGUGUGCCUUCUUCCUUGUGUGUACGUGUGUCAUUGGUUAUAGCUCUACUAAUCGGUGCAUACCACUCAUGAAUUCUGUCAGAUUGUUUUGGAACAGUUUGAUAAAGCCUGAGGUUCUCCACUGCAUAUAUAACCAGAUCCCUCUAAAGCGAGGUUUUAGAAGCAUAUCAUCAUAUCUGUUCCAUUGUAGGUGUGGCAUUGUGCCAAUGACUCGUUCACAGGAAAAAGUAAAGGGUGACCACAGAAUAUCUAGACCAUGUUUAUUACAAACUUUUCUGUAAGGAGCAUGUGUUUGUCAGUGAGCUUUUCUGUAGUGAGCAUGUGUGUGUGACAGUGAGCUUGUCUGUAGAAAGCUUGUGCGUUGCAGAGUUUGUCAGUACUACGUUUGUGUGUGUGUAUACCAAUUAUCUUGUCUGUGUGUGUCAGUGAGAUUGUCUGUCUGUCAAUGAGCCUGUGUGUGUGCAUCUGUGAGCUUGUGUUUUUAUGUCAAUGAGCUUAUGUAUAUCAGUGAGCUUGUUUGUCUAUGAGGCUGUGUAUCAAUAAGCUUGUGUGUGUCAGUGAGAUUGUCUGUGUCUGCAUGUAAGUAUGCUUACUGUAUAAUUAAAUGUUUUACUCUGAAAGGACCAAUAUUUAUAUAUUUAUGUUAUAUAUAUAUAUAUAUAUAUAUAUAUAUAUAUAUAUAUAUAUAUAUAUAUAUAUAUGUGUGUGUGUGUUUAUAUAUAGGAAUGAAGAAGAGUGCACUCUGGGGUCUGUAGAAAGUAUAUAUGCUUUUAUUCUGCACAAAUCAUACAUCAACGUUUCAGUCGGACUUUUCUCAAGACUAUAUCAUAUAGUAUAUGUAUAUAUACACAUAUACUAUAAUAUAUAUAUAUAUAUAUAUGUGUGUGUUUAUAUAUUACUCAAUCAGCUGGGAUGGCAAGACAUAGCCUUACAUAUUACAUGUGACAAUAUAUGGCGCAAUGACUUAUGGGGCUGGCAUAGAUUUUUUUUUUUUUUUUUCCAGGGCUGCUUUGUAUCCCCAGUCCGGUCCUGUACUCUAUAGAGUAUUAUCACCACAAAUCUAGCUCUGGCACAUCCAGCUACUACCUGAAUGAUGACAGAAGCAUGCCGCUUGGAGGGUUUCUCUUUACGAGCAGCCAUGUCCAGGAGCUUUCAUGGGUGGUGUGGGUGAACUCGCCACAGGACAAAGGCUAAUCAAACCAAUAUGCAAUGCAUAAAAAUAACAUAGUGCAAAAAGGCUGGACAUAUACAAGAAGGAGGGAGGAAAAGUGUGUUCUUACCAGUUUUGAGUAAGGAAGAUUUAUACUCCUAGAGCUGCCAUGGACAUCUCGUGGGAUGGGACCAGUGUUUUUUUAAUGUAGCUUUUGCCCUAAUAUUCUGAUGGUAGAAACGAGAUAUACAGCAUUAUAAUAUACUUGCACAAAAUCUUUGUAGAAUUUUAACUCUUCAAAGUUUGAUAGUUAGAGACCACAUUUAAUAAUUAACUUAAUUUCUCUUUCUCUUACAUCACUUUAAUUACAAGACUAAGACAUUGGCACAAAUUUAUUUUUCCGUCUGGCAUCUCAAGAAGAGGAAUUUAAGGUGCAAAAAUAUAGACAUUCUAUGGACCUAUGUUAGACACUAAUUUAAUGUUUUAUUGCAGGUUGAUUUGAGGUCUGGGGAAGUAGAGUGAGCUGCCAGAAAAUAAUCAUGUUGAGGGACACAAUGAAGUCUUGGAACGAAAGUUCUGACCUCUACAGCAGUGACCAGGAGGAGGAAGAGGAGGAGGAAGAAAUGAUUUUUGGUGAAAAUGAUGAUGACCUUGAAGAGCUUAUGGAUCUCAGUGACCUUCCUACAUCUCUCUUUGCAUGUAGUGUCCAUGAUUCUGUAUUUGAAGUGGAGGACCAGAAGGUAUGUAUGCGAUCACUGUCAAAAGAUCUAAGAUGCUGAGGUGAUUGCCUAAUCAUUAUAAAUCAUUGAUUAAUUUAUGGUUAAAAGAAGAUUUAAUCUAUAGUGAAAUGCUGUUAUAUACUGCUAGGAUAGUUAGACAGCAGAACAUUUUCAAAUUAUGAAAUAUUAAAUCUUUUACCUCCGUGGCAAUACUUAUUAGUUAAUUGUAGCAGCAUGUUUAUUUAUCAAAUUAGUAUGAAUAAUCUAUUGAAAUGUUGGAAUAAAAGUUGUCCUUACAAUUAUCUUUAUACAGCAUUUGUUCAACCCUUGGGUUGCAGGUUCGAAUCCCGGCAGGGUUGACUCAGCCCUUCAUCCUCCUGAGGUAGAUAAAAUAAGUACCAUAAAAUUGGGUAAUAGUAACAACCCCUGGAUGUUGGGCUAAUGUAACAUCCCCAGGAUGUACUUGAAAAUCAGAGUAAUCUGAAGUAUUUCCUGGUGAAAUACUUUGUUAAUAUUAUUUAUUUUGCAUUUACCUACAAUACCUAGGAGUCAUAUAUUUUUUCCAGUUACACGGUAAAUAAAGCAAGAUGUCUUAAAGCUAAAAAAAAAAAAAAAGGGUAUCAGUGAACAUAAAGCCAAAAAAUCCCACACAAAAGUAUUUAUUUUUAAAUGUACUUUGGAUAUUUUGAUGAUUUUAUGGCUGUUUCUUCUUCAGUUUUUGCCAAAUGUACUGAUUAUUUUUUUUUUGUGCCUUUCAAACACAUUGUUUCUUAUAACCUUCUAGGCCUUUUAUAUGCUACAUAAAAAAUGGUACUUCAAUAAAAACUUAAUGCCUCACAAGCAUAGGUUUUACUUUUGUACUUUUUGUACUGGGGAUUUUGACUGCUUAUUUUGCUCAGUCUUUCUCAGUUUGUUGAUAGUCUGCAGCUAAGGCAUUCAAAUUAAUCCUGUAAAAUUGUGUUGUUAUUAUUUCAUUUAAGUACACACACUAGGGUAUUUCACAUGUCAAAAUUUAUCUAUUUUGAUACCAAUUUUUCAAACUUUUUACCCAACACUGUGACUGGAGCAUUUGUUCAUGGUGUGUAUUCCAUUGUGGAAACAUUACCAAUGAGUACAGCAAAAAAAAAGUUUCACCUAGAAUUAAUUUGCUUGGUGGACUCUAAAAGCAGUAGGUUGUUUUUUUUUUAAAUCUUUUAAAAAAAAUAUAUAUAUUUUUAUUAUUACAAAGAAUUCAGAGAAAAGGCAGUGUUUACAUUGCUGCCCAGUAACUCCUCUAGUGACAGUCACUCAGACGCCACUAAAGAGUCCUGUGUCAGUGCUGCACAGUGUGCAGCACCUUUGUUCAGCGUCUCAACGCUCUGCAUGGAGGUGCUGAAUGUUAUAUAUAGAAAACAUGUGCAAUAUUCUCCCAAUGCAGUGCUUUCAUAUAGGAAAGUAAUUGGUUUAGCAGAGAUCUUAAAGAUUGAUUAUCUCACCCAUGAAGGCAGGACAGGCCGCUGAAAACUGGCAUAGCGUGGGUAAGAAAGUGAGUAAAAACACCUCUCUCGUGAUCGGAGGGGUGCAGGUACCUAAACAGACACAAGAAGACACACUCUGACACUGACACACACACACUGACGGAGAGAGACGCACACACACACACUGACGGAGAGAGACACACACUGACUGGGACACACACACACACACACUGACAGAGAGAGAGACACACACACACAUACUGACAGAGAGAGAGACACACACACACACACACACACAUUUUCAUUUGAAUCCACCCAGCCUCCCUACCUUUGGGAGAGAUAUAUUCCUGUUCCCGGCAUAAUGUUAAACAGUGCGAGGGAGCCGCUUGAUCCCCAGGGCGGCCGCCUGCACGCUCCUCCGGGCGACCGGUCGGCUCCAUUGUUCCUCUAUCCGGCCUUUAGCUAAAGGGCUUUAAAUCCCAAGCGCUAGGGCAAAAUUUCUAGUCGCAAUGGCGACCUGGCGCCUGGGAUUUGUUGAGCCCUGUCAUAAGGUAUAAGAAUUAAAAGCCCCCCAUUGGUGUCUGAAGCUAGCCGAUACCCAUUCUAUGGAGCAGUUGGAACCUGAUAGGACAGUCCACUGAUGCCAUAACCACACUGGUAGUCAGUUAGAUGAGUGCUGGAAUUACACCAUGAGACCCCGUCGACACCAGGAGCGGAUCUGCACCACAGUGAGAGAAAAGAGGUAAUUAAGUGGUAGGAUCAUGAUCCCGUGGCUGCUGUUCCGGUGUGCUAUCUAUCUGGGAAGCUGGAACAGGAAUUCCGCCAUCCAGGUCGCUGACUUUGCGUGAUGGGUAGCAGAGUGAAGAGCCUUGGAGGCCAGUCGCUACAGGAGUCACAGGCCCAGCAAGAUCCUCCAUAGGCAUGACAGGAGCUGAGUGGUAGCGUGAAGGUGUCGAGAGACCCUUCACGGCCAAGCGAGACAGGAGUGCUGCAAACAUUUCAUCCAGCUUGUGUAGAGUUGACCUCUGCAGCGGUUCAGCAGAGGGCCCGCGCACCAGUUCCGCCAUUUUAGGAGCAGGGUGCCCUUGGCUGAGCUGGAGCUGCGGAUUGUUGAGGUGAGCUCCUGGGACCGGGAUAACCCCUGCCGUUCUAGAGGAGGGGAUGAGAGCCUAUCUGCAAAGUACCAGCCAGCAUCAGUGGAAGGGGAGCGUCCGCCUCCACCCCAUUUCAGCUACCCUAGUGCCUCAGUGCUCGCUUAAUUAAUUCCGUAGGAAGAGACAUCCUGAGUGGCACCACCGUGAUCACUGCGGGUUCCCCUUUUGUGGGGUAACUGAGAUGCGGCAGAUUGUGCCUUCUAAUUGCAGGUAAAUGGGCAAUUUCAAAACAAAAUGCGGGAGCUGGAUAGGUUUGCGUCCGCUCCAGUCAAAGGUCAAGCCCCGCCCCCCAAGCAGUAAGUUCUUGUGAUCAGUUUAGGUUGUCACUGAAUGCACCAGCUUCAUUCUAAAUUGAUUGAUUGUGAAUGCACAUCCAUAUCCAAUGUACUUCAUAAGAAAAUUUAUAUUUUGGUCAGGUUUUGUUGUAUCAUAGAAGAGUCCUUAGCAUAGACGUUUGACACAUUUGUGUAGUCCAGAUUCACAGUGUUAACUUCUAUCACUAUUCACAGAAUGCGUAGGGUGACUCAUGUCGUCCCAGAAGUAAAUCUAGAGAUUGAAUAUGCAGUGACAUGGUGGCACAGGUUGUGGCUCACAUUUUGUAUCAGUGGUAUAAAAGUAACUUGUACUGCACAUUCACAAAACUAAACUAAAUGUACAAGCGAGGAGAUACAAGUUGUGAAUAGGACAGGAUAUAUAUAGGUAAAAAUUCACAGACUGAGUGAUAAGCACAUGAAGAGUGUAUUACAUAAGCUUGCACGAAAACGGCAAUAGGUCAAUUGUGUCCCUUAUAGGAAGGCAAAUGUCUCUCUCUGCCUCUGUGCAUUUGCUGUAAACCUCUACCCUUUUGUGCACAUACAUUUAUAAUAACAAAAGUGCCAGUUAUCUUUGCAUUACUAUGGAAGAAAGGCAUGAAGGCUUCUUGAGCAACCAUAUUUCACACAUUAUCUGCAUGUAACAGAAUAUUGCAACAACAUUCAUUAAAUAAAUACUACAGCUGGGCAUUUUCUUUUUGUAACUGAAAUUUUACGAAGGCCCAUUUAUAUUUCUCCAUUACAUUUUCAAGAAACAAAACUGUUAAAAUGUGGGUAACUAUAAUGCUGGUUUGUAUUUGUCUGUGCGAUCUUCACUUCAGUUUCCAGUGUUACACAGUUAAAUGUAAUUUACUAAAAUGGUAACCAUUUAACAAAAGAGCUACUUAUUUUUUCAGGAGACAUUGCGUGCUCAUACAUGGUGUUUUAUCUAUUUUUACUGCAGGAAAGAUUCAAGGCUUUAUUCACAAUUUAUGAUGAACAGGUUUCCUUCCAAAUGUUUAAAAGCUUCAGACGAGUGAGAAUUAACUUCAGCAAUCCAGAGGCAGCAGCAAGAGCAAGAAUUGAGCUCCAUGAAUCUGAAUUUAAUGGGAAGAAGUUAAAGUUAUACUUUGCACAGGUAGAGUACAAAAAAAACAGUUUUGCAUCUAAUAUCCAAGUAUUAGGCAAUGGUGUGUCUUUCAUGCUGCUGAGUGCCCUUAAAGGAACAUUAUAGUAUUAAGAAUACAAAUACUAUUGUGUCCUUGUCAUCAUUUUAGUGACUGCUCCCCCCCUCCCACAUGUUUGAAAACAGAGUUAAAUUACUUGUUCUCUCAUGCCAUGCUGUUCCCUCAAUGUCUGACUCUGCGUUUUUGGCUGAGAUCAUAAAUCAUGAUGAUCUCAGCCAAUCCAAUGCUUUUCCCAUAGCAAAGCAUUGAGUGUGCAUACACUGUGAUUUCUAUGUGGUUAUUUAUGCAGAAGUUCGACAGCCACUAGCCUGCAGAACGGCAAUGUUUUCACUUGCAGGGUUAAAGGACCACUCUAGGCACCCAGACCACUUCAGCUUAAUGAAGUGGUCUGGGUGCCAGGUCCUUCUAGGGUUAACCCAUUUUUUCAUAAACAUAGCAGUUUUAUCAAUGGGUUAAGCCUUCCCCUAUUUCCUCUGGUGGCUGUCUCAUUGACAGCCACUAGAGGCGCUUGCGUGCUUCUCACUGUGAUUUUCACAGUGAGAGCACGCCAGCGUCCGUAGGAAAGCAUUAUUAUUAUUAUUAUUAUUAUUAUUAUUAUCAUUUAUAUAGCGCCAACAGAUUCCGUAGCGCUUUACAAUAUUAUGAGAGGGGAUUUAACUAUAAAUAGGACAAUUACAAAUAAACUUACAGGAACAAUAGGUUGAAGAGGACCCUGCUCAAUCGAGCUUACAUUCUAUAGGAGGUGGGGUGUAAAACACAUUAGGACAGUUGAGAAUGCUUUCCUAUGUGACCGGCUGAAUGCGCGCGCAGCUCUUGCCGCGCGUGCGCAUUCAGCCGACGGGGCGGAUCGGAGGAGGAGAGGAGGAAGAGAGCUCCCCGCCCAGUGCUGGAAAAAGGUAAGUUUAACCCCUUUUCCCCUUUCCAGAGCCAGGUGGGAGGGGGACCCUGAGGGUGGGGGCACCCUCAGGGCACUAUAGUGCCAGGAAAACGAGUAUGUUUUCCUGGCACUAUAGUGAUCCUUUAAAAUGAGAGGGUCGUGAGAUUAAGUGGUCUGAGUGCCUAUAGUGUUAGUUUAAUUCAAUAAUAAUUUGGUCAAUAUACAUGUUGAUGAAGAUAGUGUAUAAAGGGGUAUUAGUAAAAAAAAAAAGUUCAUGUUAAAUACAGUUCAAACAGGAUUCUUAGUCGCCAUAUUUUGUCUGAUAGACAUGUUUUGAGAAUUUUUUAAAUGUAGGUGUCAGGCAGAUACACACAUUUAAUAUCCAAUCAAUUUUCUGAUGUAUUUUGGUAUUUAAAGACAUACCUUUGGAAAAUUCAUUCUAUGGGUUGAAUUAAAGUCAGCACUACCCUGCAGAGUAUUGUUAUGUAAGUGUUCUAUCAUUAUCUUUAGAACCUCUUACACAACAUGUAAAAUAUACCCAAUAUGACCAUUACACAUGUGCAUUAGAAAAUAGUCGCCACACUGCAAACUCUGCUAUUUUGACCUAAAAAUUACAAUUCCCAGCAAUUCCUGGUUUAUUAAGUAACUUUGUAAGUUUUACAUUUCAGAAAUGCACACCAUAAUCUUUUCUUCUUAAGAGCAACUGAACACCAUAACUCUAACUACAUUAAUGUACAAUUUUGCUGAUUAUGCAUGCUUUUAUUACUGCUGCAAUCUUUGGCAUACAGCUUAUAUUUUAGCAAGUUAGCAAUCUAUUUUCUUCUAGGAUAAAAAAAAAUAUAUAUAUAUAUAUAUAUAUAUAUAUAUAUAAUCUUUUUAAUGGUACAUGUGCUGUUAUUUUACUUUUUUUACAUUUACUUGUUUUAAUUGCAUUCUUCUGCUUCCUACUUAAUUACAAUAUAUUGCCUGUAAGCUUCAAUGAGGCACAUUCAAAUAUACACAUAGUACUGUAAUACAUGGCUUUUCCAGGAAAGAAAACCUCAAGAUAAUAGUUCCCUGAUCAGAGUAGAACUGAUGUUUAGUAAUUUAAGAUCACACCAGGAGAUUGUGAUAAAUUUAAUUAGCAGAAUUGGUUGCAGUCAUUAAUGUACUCCCCUAAAUUGUGUCUAUUGAAAUACAUUUCAAAUCUAUUUAUUAUGUGAGUAUUGCUUUUUUAAAAAGUCAAUAAUGUAUUGAAUGUCACGUUCAGUUUCCGUUAAAAGUUACAUAUAGGGAAGUUGAAAUUAUGAGAAAUAAUGCAGUUUCUUCAGUGGCAAAACUAAUGUAGAAAGGGCACUGACACAAAAAAAAUAAAAAAUAUUUGAGACCCCCUCUAUCGCAAGGGUGGCCAAAAGGUAAAUCCUCAAUUGCCAUGCAACUUCCAUGAUGCUUUGCCAGCUGCGGGUCUAUUAUUUGUCUAUCCUUGCAGAGUUGCAUUUGUGAGCUUUUGUGUGUGUGUGUGUGUGUGUGUGUGUGUGUAAAUGCUAGGGAUGUAUUUAUAUUUACUAUUGCCAUUUGAAUACAUGGAUGUGUUUGUAUGUAGUGUUGGCGUUUGAGUGUAGGUAUACAUGUGUGUGUAGUGUUGAUGUCUGAAUGCAGGGUUGCGUUUGUGUGUAGUGUUGGCAUUUUCAUGCAAUUGUACAUUUGUGUGUAGAUUUGGGAUUUAAAUGCAGGGGUAUAUUCAUAUGUAAUGUUAGCAUUUGAAUGCAGUUGCACAUUUGUGUGUAGUGUUUAGAUUUGAAUACAGGGGUAUGCUUGUAUGCAGUGUUGACAUUUGACUGCAGGGGUGUAUUUGUUUAUAGUGUUGGUGUUUAAAUGCUGAGAUGCAUGGACAUGUACGCAUACAGUGCACAGAUAUACCGACACAUAUAGCAAUUCAGAGAUGGACACAUAUACACAAAUGUACACACACCGAUGCACAUUCAGGUAAACAAAUAUACACACCUUGACAUAAACACACACAAGUUAUAAUUUAUAAAUUUUUAGCUACCACCCAUGCUUCUAUACCUUUUUGGUAAAGGAGGGUGGAUAGCCUGGGGUCUAGAUCUGGCUGCAAGCUGAGGUUGAUGGGAAUCUGGUCCAGGUCUCUCCCCCUACUCUUUACACGUCCUCUGCCUCCCCACUUGGAUGAUAGAAAGUGACCUGACGUUACUUCCUACAAACAGGGGCCCAUCAAAGAUGCCCAUUGGGUGUCACUAAGUGUGUGGAACAGCAGGCCAUGUUAGUUCUGCCGGUGAGUUAGUUGCAGUGAUAAAAUUCAGACCAGGCCUGUAAGUGAGGACUGUAGGUUUAGAGUAAUCAGUAGUAUGUAGAUCUGAGGUAAAUGGUAGGUACUGUCAAGCUUUGGUUAAACAAAAGUCUUGAUACUUAGCAGUCAUUCUAAAACAAUAAACAAAAGUAUUGAUACUUAGCAGUCAUUAAACAAUAUACAAAAGUCUUGAUACUUAGUCAUUCUAAAACAGACAGGAUGUUUCUUUGACAAACUAAGCAUCACACGUAUGCUACUUUCACAAUGGAAGAGCUACAUAUUAGCUACCACUGAUUUAUAUAAUAUUCAUUUAUUUGAUUAACCAUUAUAUACAAAUCUUAAGCUGCUCCAGUAAGAUAUUUUAUAUAUUCGAUUUGAUAAUGAGCAAUUUCUUAAAGGGGCACCCAGACUGUACUUUACUUUCAUAUUUGGUGCUUUAUAAAAAUAGUACAUUCAAAGUGUAAAAUAAAGUUUUUAUGUUUGAUAGCAGCUGCUGUCCAUGAGUGAAACUUCUACCAAUCCCAGACAGGAUAGUGUGACACCACUCAUUGCACAAUAUGCAAUGUUCCACAAAAAUGCCAUGUUAAAUAGGUUUCAUUGAGAUAACACGUUGAAGUUGUUGAAAGCUUACAGACUAAACUGGAAGUGGAUCCUUCUAAUUGGGAUUAUCCACUAAAUUUCCAGUUAUGGAGAAUUGACAAGGGAAGUUAAAAUAUGAAGUUUUUUAAAAAAGCAUUAAAAAAAAAAAAAUAUAUAUAUAUAUAUAUAUAUAUACAUUGUUUAAAGAGUACGCUAUGGUGUUAGGAGUGCCCUGCCAAUGUAAGUAGCCAAACAACUUUAGAACAGUUUUAUUUCUUACCUGUGGUCUGCUGGGUGUGGCCCCUGCCUCCACUGCUGCAGGAAGCUAAACCCUGCCAGCUGUGCAGCUCUCACAUCCUGCUGUGAGGAAACUGGUAAUGGUGCCCAGCAGAACCCACAGUAAGAACUAAGUACAUUGGUGGGCACCAGUGCACUCCUGGCAGCAUAACCACUACAGGAUGUGGUGUGGUGAUUAUAGUCUUUGGAGUGUUCGUUUAACCCCUUAAGGACGGUGGGAGUUCUAUGCCGUCCUUGGGGACCCGGAUCUAAAUGCUGUGGGGACCCACCUGGCAGCCCAGGCAGUCCCCCUGCGUCCAUUCCGGCACCCCUGGGCCAUGUGAUCGCGAGGUCCUUGGGUAGCAGAUGCUAAUUGCUGCUCUUUUCCUUACACAUCCAAGCACCAUAAACAAUACAGCACAUUAUAGUGAUUGUGGUGUCAGGAGUGCUAAGGCAUCCCCUCCCCCAUUGUAAGUAGUAGAGCCAUUAUAGAACAGUUUACUUCUUACUUGUGGUUUUCUGGGCACCUCAACAGAGAGUCAGAAUGUCCUGCUUAAGAGCUUCCCUUAGCUUUCCUUAGCCCUGUAGUUAAGGGCUAGCUCAUUGGCUGAGAGAGUCCUGUACUGAUAAGAAGAAAGAUAUAUAAGGGGGGUGCACAUAAGAUUUAAAGAAAAUAUUUGUAUACUUAAUAUAAGUGAAACACCUCCUGAUUGACCUACAAUAAAAACACAUACAUAGUGUAAUACUGUUAUGUAAAAAACAUUGGUCAUUCAAAGGUAUUGGGUCACUCGCAGUAUGCAGAGCCACAUAAAGCUGGCUCUGACUUCAGUGGCAGAUGAAUAAUUCGCUUAUUUUGGCUUUCAGCUUCCCAAACAGAUUUACUUCUUUUCCCAGCUUUUCAAUGAAUUCCAGGAUAUCCAGUAGUAAGGAACAUAUUGUAACUUUACUGGUUAAAAUACAGGAUACAGAAAAUAAGCUAAAAUAACAUAAAAAGUCCACAACACUAACGCGUUUCGACCUCCAGGUCUUUAUCAAACUGUGUGGUGAAUACUGAUCUUCUGUCUUUAAAUUUGGCGCCGUUUUGCCGGCGUCCGUCUUCAUUUCCGGGUUCUCCGUGUUUCCGUGUCUCAUGACCUCCCGUCCGAUCACAUGAUCAUACAUCGUGACAUCACUUCAGGGUUUACGGUCCUCACUUUGUGAACUCUGUAUACAUCUACAGUCCUGGCGUUUUCACCAUGUUUAAAGUGGGGGAAAAAAACCCUACAUACAGAAAAAGUCUAAAAAGAUCAGUCUAAUUUACAAACUAAAUCUUAUUGUUUCACUAUACUUAACCACAUAUAUGUACAUAGAUUAAAACAGCCAUAAAUUUGACUAGGAGUAUUUCAUAAUAUUUACACAUCUAUGUAAUAAUACUCAUCAUUCAUAAAAUUCAAAUUAAAACUAUAUAAAGAUUAUAUUACACAUAAUUAUACAUCUUAUAUAUCAAAUUACAUAGAUAAGAGGACAUGUUUACAUAAAAGAUGAUUUUUUAUAUUUUAACAUCUUUAUAAUAUGAGGAGGAUAAUCCCCUUAAAGGAAAAUAAACUUAUAAUGGGGAAUAGUUGGUAAUGCAUCAUCCCAUAUAAAAAUAUAAUAGAAAUAAUGCAAUUUAUAAACUUAUAUAUAAAGGAGGGAAAAAAAGGGACAUAAUGUAUCUGUAGAGGACAAGAAAAUAUUAGUUAAUUUUUAAAAAAUUAAUUAAAGGAGGUAAAAAAUAAAAAUAAAAUAUAGAAAAUAUAAAUUAUAAAAUAUGUUAUAUAUAAAAAUUAUAUAUAAAAAAGUUGUAUAUAAAAAAUGGAAACCCACAAUUGAAGUACCCAAUAAAAAUCGCAAAUAAAAUAAGAUAUAUAUAUAUAUAUAUCUGGGGGCCAUGUAACUGGAUAAAAUUAAAUUAAUGCUGACACCUCAAAAUCAACGUUCAGACCCCCAGGAGACAAAGUGUCCAAAUUAAAUAUCCACUUCCUCUCUUAGCGGCUCAACGCUGAUUGUAGGUCCCCCCCUCUCCAGUGAGUUUCCAUUUCUUGUAUCCCAAAGAACUGGAGUCCAGAGGGGUCUCCUCCAUGGCAUUUAAAAAAAAUGUAAUGAUACAUUGUGUUUUAAAAAACCCUCCUGAUAUUAUAAAUAUGCUCACGUAUCCUUGUUUUAAGGCACCUGGAUGUCUUCCCAAUAUAUUGUAGCCCACAAGAACACGUGAGCAUAUAAAUCAAAUUUUUUGAAUGACAGGAAAUAAAUGAGUCUAUCUUAUACAUCGGAUUCCCUGCCCUGGAUUUAAAAUUAACCACCUUUUUAUUAUGAUGUUUAUGGUUUCUACAACCCAUGCAAUCUCCACAAUAAAAGAAUCCUUUUUUAACAUCUUUAUAUAAUUCUAGAAAAUUAGUCUUGGGUAUAUCUAUAUAGCUUAUAGUAAGUAUAUUUUUCAGAGUCCUGCACUGUCGAGCUUGUUACAGGCAGGACGUUUUCAGAUCUUAUAAAACAGAUUUACUACUUCUAGUGGCGGGGGCACUACUAGAACAAUAGCUAGAGCAUGUUGUAGUGAUUAUGAUGUUUUGAGUAUUCCUUUAAUUCAGCCCCUACAAAGGUAAACCAGGAGAGGAGCUGGGUAGGAAAAGUCACACUGUCUCUGUCAGCCCAGGCUUUCUCCCAACAUAACAUUAACUGUAAAGAGGCUAAAAUAAUGGUGACUGAAGAAAACUGCAACUUCUACCCUGUAAUGUUACUCCAACUAAUCUCAGACAGAGCGGGAUAUAUAUUUUUUAAAACUGAAAUGGGCCAUAGGAUUUGAUUUGAGAGGAGUUUGUAAUUCAUGCAUGAUUUACUUUGUGAAUAUACUAAAAGGACACACUAGUGUCCUAUAAAUUAAAUCCCAAAGCCACCACUGUUAAUCCAGUUUACACUGUCCUAAAAGCUAAAAGGUGUUUAUUUACCACAUGCAUGAAUAAAAGUUAUCAUAAGAGAAUACAACUAGAACAUGCAAUCAUAUUCACCAUCUGCUCAUCUAAAUUGCUUUUGCUUAAUCCCUUCUGUGAAAGAUUGAAUAGCCAUCUCUUUUCAUUCCACAAACUGUUUCAUCUGUUCUUGCUAUUAACACAGAUAAAUAGAGAGACUGGUGGUGCUUAACGGCAUAUAGUUAAGAACACAUUUACAUUGUUCAUAAAAUAAAACAAAUUUUGUUGUUGAAAUUACACAACUACCUCUUUAAUGUGUUGUGAAUAUGUUUUACAUGAGGAAAUAAAGAACUUUAUAAUAGUGCAGGUUCUGUAAAGAAAAUGAUAUAUGACUGAACUUGUGAGGGAGAAGUUUCAAAUAUACAUUGUCCUAGCCAAUUAAUUAAUAUGUUUAGAUUGAAUUAAGUUUUAUCUUUUCUCUCAUGUCUUCAGCUUCUAACUGCAUACUGAUCAUUAUGCUAGUGAUCAUUUUUUUAUAGCACUUAGCACUUUACAAAAACAGUUGGUUAGUAGAUAUUUCUUUUGCCUGGUCGAAAUAGGUUUGUGUGAGGAAUGAGUAGUGCUACCGAGAUAAGUACACACUUACCACAGCAGCACUUUUGUUUUCCAGUGUGACAUCAUUGCCCCAUGAUGCUCUGACCAUAUUCAUGCAUUCAGCAUUUGCUAAGAUAUGACAUGACUGCAUACUAACUCAGGCAUUUCUUUCUAUAGUGCUUUACACAAGCAUGGCAACGUGAAGGUUACAUUUAAUUUGCACUCUGUGUUAGCUUGUCUGCUAUCAGGCAAUGCAGAAAUCUCAGUUUGGACACAUUUGCUUUAAAGUGGUUACUUCUUUGAACAUAUAUGCCUUUUAACCAUUUUCUACCAGCAGGUGGUACUAUUGACUGCUCAUGCUUUUAUAGAUUGUGUAUUUGUUUCCAUUUAUUGUAGACCCUAAGCUUUUCCUGUCAUUUUAAAACUAUGUUCAGUACAGUAAUUGAAUAAUGUAAUAAUUUCUUAAAUCAGUGCAAGCCAACAUGUAGAUCUCCAGUUGUUGUGGCGCUUCAAUUGUGGUGCCCACCCUGCCACAGACAUCUCUUAGCCAUACAAUGGAUUGUUCCCAAUACAGGCAUAACCCGCUUUACAUACACUCACGUUAAGUACACUGGCGAGUACAGACAUACCCGCGAGUGUACGUAAAGGUGCCUCGCGAGUACAGACAUUCCCGUGCCUCUUCUGUCCGCGAGUGAACAGGAAAUGGAAGGUUCUAUUCUCGCUCUGAGCAGCUCAGUUCAGUGUUUUUGGGGCAAGAACUUUUUACACCUUGUGACAUGGCACAGGUUAAUCAUCUUAAAUUUAUAAUGUCUACUCCUAGCUGAACAUAUAUAUUUUUUUUCUGCCCCUACAUUGUCCAUAUUCUGCAAUCGGCGCCAUCCAGUGAAAGGGUUUACCCUGCCAUUUUCUAUAACUAUGACUUAGUAGCUUAGCUGCAUUAGCCACAAUUCUGAGGAUUCAAAGUUAAACCAUAUAUGCUUAAAGUGAUGAAGAGGUGUUUCUAAACAAAGUGUGCAACUAAGCUGCUAACAAAUACAAAUUGGCACUGUAUUGACAGAAAAGGGCCCAGUGGGCAGGUUUAUUUUACUUUUCCUCCCAGUUUAAGUUUGUCAGAUGAGUAAAACAUUAAAGAUAAAUGGUACAAUCUGGAAUUAGAUAUUUUUUAUUUUUUUUUACUGUUUGUUUUAACUGAAUAAAAGCUCACUGGCACUGGAAAUCACUAAAUAAAUCACUGGGAAUAAAAUCACUGGAAAUCUGCAGUUGCAGUAUCCGUUAUGCCUGUAAAUUACUAUUGCAAUGCCGUACAUGCAUUCAGAAGUGGAAAAAGGGUAUUGCUUCACUUUGAGUACAUUUUUGUUUUACAUACAUGCUCUGGUCCCAUUGUGUACUUAAAAGUGGGGGAUGCCUGUAGAUUAAUUUUUGCUUUGAUAAUGUAGAAGUGUUACUAUUAAUUGGGGGUGUUGUCCCUUUGCUCUGGGAAGACCCUUGGCUUAUAUCAAACUGUUCUUUAAUGGUUGGAUCUUAAACCUGGAUAUGGUGCAGCGCUAGGGGAUUCUAGGCAACGUAAACACUAGUAAAGAACCACUAAUGUCACUUAAACCACUUCAUAUCAAUGAAGUAGUCUUGUUGCAGUGGUCCUCUAGUUUUACCCCUUUAAUGCAAAACAUUGUCAUUUUGUUAAAACGGCAAUGUCUGCAUUAAGGGGUUAAGCGUGUCUCUAGUGGCUGCCUUCCUGACAGCCACUCGAGAUGUAUCCACCUCUAUAGCCAAAUAAAACUCUGUUCUUCAAUUAAAUACUGUUUAUAGCUACAUUUGAUUAGAGGAGUUUUUGCCACGCAUGUCACUGGAAACAAGGUGAGUUAAAUAAUCUUCAAUUUCGCUGAGCAAAAGGUUGUGGACAGUGAUCUCAUCAAUAUAAGUGAUCAUAUAGUCCAACUAUAAUGAUGAUUUUCAAAAAUAUAGGUUUCCUUUAAGUAAAAUUAACCGCUUAUACCUACACUUCCAAUAUCAACAAGCAGAUCUAAUCUACUGGAGAGUGAUAGAGUAGCAAGUUUGAGCACUGUCAGAUAAAGCAAGCAUAGAUAUUAAACAAGGACAGGAGAUGGAGGUGUUUGGAUAGAUAUACCAAUGAAGUGCAGCAGGAAAUUAAUCUGAAACAUGGUUGUAUCACCCUGAGAUGCUCAUGUGCAGAAUACUGUGUAGUAAUAUCUCAUAAUGAAGACUGGUCUGCAGUGGUGUUAUUGACGCACUAACAAAAUUCAUCAUGUCACAUUUUGUUUAGUUUGUUGCAUAUUUCCCAAACAUUGUCAACAUAUCAGUAAUUAAAUAUUUGUCUCAAGCACCAAGCUUAUAGAGUCUUAAAUAAGAAAUGUAAUACUCUCAUUUUCACCGUCCCCACAGGAAUCUAAGCUAACGCACUGCCAAGGAUCCCAGUGCUUGCUCAACUUCUUAGUCUAUGUAAACCAACAGACUAUCAAAUUCAAGGGGGGUCAAUUGCCCCUUUAACCAAUCUCAAUGUUAUAUUUGAACCCUUUCCAAAGUAAGUAAAUCUAGGAAUGCUGCUAAAACAGCAUAUGUCUUAAAGAAAAUAUUUAUGACUGUAAUUCCUAUAAACUGAAAGAGAAGAUGGAUUCUCAUGAGAGCCGUAGUGCUUAAUAUACUAAGGGCAGUGACCAGGACGUGCACGUCCUGGAGCACUUGUGUAAUUUUCCUUUCACUAAAUACUGAUUUAGAUAAGAGGGAAGUGUUUAUCCAUAAUAAUGCUAUCUGCAGUGUAACUAUCCUUAAUGGCUAGGGGAGUCCAAUGAUAGUCUUACAUAAUUUUGUUAAUGAUGCAUUUCAACCUACCUUAUAAGUAAGAAUUUUUGCCAUCUGAAUUUUCAUGCAUCAAAAUCUAACCUAUGAUCCAGAUAGGCUUAUAAAUGAAUAUUGAAUCCUUUUAAAGGGUUACUCCAAGGAACAUGACCACUUCAGUAUUUUGAAGUGGUCAUGGUGCUUGGUGUCUGUUUGUGCAGUGUUUCAGUAUGAAACACUGAACAGCCGACAUGUUUUUUUUAUUUCUGCCAGAGGUGUAACUGUACAAUGCUGAGUGAAUACUAAAUGUGGUAUGGUUAUGUAGAUUUUUCUAUUUCAUAAUGUUAAAGGAGCCUAUUUAGGCCCUGACGCAUGACCAGGCCCUUUAUUAGAGUAUGGGCUUUAAUGACCUGAUGUUGGCUCAUUUUGGGUAUUACACCCACUAACCUGACGUGAUCUUGGUACUGGAGAGUAGGUACGCACUUAAAGGACCACUAUAGGCACCCAGACCACUUCAGCUCAAUGAAGUGGUCUGGGUGCCAGGUCCAUCUAGGAUUAACCCUGCCUGCUGUAAACAUAGCAGUUUCAGAGAAACUGCUAUGUUUACAUUAGGGUUAAUCCAGACUCUAGUGGCUGUCUCAUUGACAGCCGCUAGAGGCGCUUCCGCGCUUCUCACUGUGAUUUUCACAGUGAGAAGUCGCCAGUGUCCAUAGGAAAGCAUUGAGAAUGUUUUCCUAUGGACUGGCUGAAUGCGCACGUGGCUCUUGCCGCGCAUGCGCAUUCAUCCGGUGACGGCCAAAGGAGGAGGAGAGUCCCCAGCGCUGAGGGAGCCCAGCGCUGGAGAAAGGUGAGUGUUUAACCCCCUUCCUCUCCAUUCAGCCCUGCAGGAGUGGGACCCUGAGGGUGGGGGCACCCUCAGGGCACUAUAGUGCCAGGAAGACGAGUUUGUUUUCCUGGCACUAUAGUGGUCCUUUAAGUGACAUUACAGCCACCAACACCUACUAUGCAUUUUAGAGCAUUUUGCUUAAAAGGACACUAUUGGCAUCAAAACAACUUUAGCUUACUGAAGCAGUUUGGGUGUGUAGCUCAUGCCCUUGCAGUCCCACUGCUCAAGCCUCUGCCAUUUAGAAGUUGUAUAGUUUAAUUACACACAGGGGUUUCCACCAAGGUCUUGAAUGCUGUUAUCAGAGCAGAAGAUAAGAAAUAUAAAAUUAAACAGAAUUUGCAAUAAUGGAAGUGUAAACAUUAGAUGACUCUUUAACCCAUUCAGGAUGGAGUCAAUAGUACACGUUCUGAUCAAAACAAAAUGUAAACAAAAACUGGAAUUUGCGCUAUAUGUCUGUUCAACCGUAAUUCACCUCUUUCAUAUUAUAUGCACCCACACUUAUUAUAUAUCAUUUUGUUCAGGAGAAACAGGGCUUUCAUUUCAUAUCAAAUAUUUAUAUAUGAAACAUAAUUUAUUAUGAAUAAAAUCAAAAAAACUGUGAGAAAUUAUAAUUUAUUAUUUUUUAAAUUGUAGUUCCGCCUCACAUUUUAGCUGUAAAUGUCGUAAUACUGUUAGCUUUUACUGCAAAAAAACACAUAUUUGGAUUCAGCAAAGUCUCAUGAGUACAACAGUAACCCACAUUAACAGUUCUUACGGUGUUGUGAAAAGUUAAAGGGUCAAAUAUAGCAUAUUUCAUUUUUCAGUUUUUCACAUUGAAAUUUGCCAGAUUAGUAAUGUUACCUUUGAGACCGUGUGGUAGCCCAGGAAUGAGAUUUACCCCCAUGAUGGCAUACCAUUUGCAAAAGUAGACUACCCAAGGUAUUGCAGGUGGGGUAUGUCCAGUCUUUUGUAGCAGCCACUUAGUCACAAACACUGGCCAAAGUUAGCAUUCAUAUUUGUUUUUGUGUGAAAAAAGCAAAAAACUAAUAUUUGGCCAGUGUUUGUAGUGGCUACUAAAAAUGACUGGACAUACCCCGUUUGCAAUACCUUGGUUUUUUUACUUUUGCAAAUGGUAUGUCAUCAUGAGGGUAAUUCUUAUUCCUGGGCUAUCAUACGGUCUCAAAAGGCAACAUAACCCAUCUGGCAAAUUUUAAUGUGAAAAAAAAUGAAAUGCAAACAUUAUAUUUGACUCUCUAACUUUCCAAAACACCAGUUAAAUAUAGUGCUUGCAAUUCAAAUUCUCUGCACUUUUUGCCUGGGUUGUCAGGCAUGUCAAUCAAAUUUUAACUAAUUAAAUCACAUAAUUAUGUUAAAAUAUUACUUAAAUAUACACGUAGAAUUUUAAUAUAUAUACAUAUAUAUAUGUAUUUAAAGUCUACGUGUACACUUUUGUAGUUAUUUAUGUAAGUAUAUAUAUUUAUCUGUAUAUAUAUAUAUUUGCGGUUAUUUGUAUUUUAUAUAUAGAAUGUCACUCUAAGUGUAUUUUGUUACCAAUAUAUAUAUAUUAAUAACAAAAUACAGUUAGAAUGAAAUUACAUAUGUAUAUAUAAUUUAUUUAAAUUUAAAAAAAUAUAUUUUAUUUAUUUAUUAUUGUAAUUAUACAUGUGUAUAUAUAAAUAUAAAAUAUAUAUAGAUGUAUUAUAUAUAAUAUAUAUAUAUAUAUAUAUAUAUAUAUAUAUAUCUUAUGUAUAUGCAACGUCAUUCUAAGUGUAUUUUAAUACUAAUAUAUGUCCUUAUAUUAAUAUUAAAAUACAUUACGUAUGACGUUACAUAUAUAUGAUGUAUAUAUAUUAUAUUUAUAAUAUAUAUAUUUUAUAUUUAUAUAUAAAUACAUUUAAUUUAUUUUAAAACAUGUUCAUUCAUAUUUUUUUUUUACACUUCCCACCAGCAGGGGGACUGUCUGACAUUUCGGACAGUCCCCCUGCUGGCAGAUCCACAGCCAGGUAUAGGGGGCCAUGUGAUCGCUCUUUGAGAGCGAUCACAUGGCCCACGCGGGCCUGAUUUGCCGUGGGAGGGCUGCCUGGGCUGUCAGGCAGCCCUCCAGAAGAGGAUUGCGGCGGAGGUGAGUACCUCCGAGCUCCUGGGGCUGCAAGCCGUUACGGCGUUCUAUGCCGCCACAACGGCUUUAAAGCCCAUUUAAUGCGGGACGGCAUAGAAUGCCAUAACGGCGUUAAGGUAAGUGUUUAGGAGGGCUGUAGUCACAUGGAGGGAGGUGUGACUAGGGCUGCAUAUACAUAGGGAUUUAACUCCUAAGUGGCAAAUAAUUGAGCAGUGAGACUGUUAAAUCACUAUUGUUUCUGUCCAUGCAGGUCUAGCUGCACCUACCCUGGCUGUGACUGGCACAGCCUGCAUUAAAACAUGAUUUUAUUUGCAAUCUAGAGGCUAUUAACAGAGCAGGAGAUAAGAAAUUCUGAAUUAAACAGAAAGUUUAAACAUGAGAUCCCACCUUUCAGCAGGGCUUGACAAAUUUGCUUGGAAUCUAGAAGCCAGCAAAAAAAAGUUAGGAGCCAGCUUUUUCAAUGUCAAAAAUGCAAUUCUUAAAGGGACAUUAUAGUCACGAGAACCAUAAUGUAGUUGUUCUCAUGUCUAUCAUCUGUCCCUGCACACUUUUCAAUGUAAACCCUGCCUUUUCAGAGAAAAGGCAGUAUUUACAUUGCUGCCUAAUGGCUGUCACUCACAUAGCCUCUAGAGUGCAUCCUGGGUCAGUGCUGCACAGUGCGCGGCACCUACGUUUAGCGUCUCUACACCCUACGUGGAGGCGCUGAACGUUCUUUAUAGAGAUACAUUGAUUCAAUGCAUCUCUAUCAGGAGAUGCCGAUUCGGGCAGAGUGGCGUUUUCCCACACGUGCGCAAUAGCCUCCCAAUGCUUGGCUGAGACCAUCAAGAUUGAUGAUUACAGUCAUGGAGGCAGCGCCAGCUGCAGGAAGAUCAACACAGCGUGAGGGAAAAAGGUGAGUAAAAACCCCUUUCCCAUGUGAUUAAAGGGGGAACAGUCACCUAAACACACUCACUUGCUGACACAGACACACAUACACACACACUCGCUGACACACACACUCAUUCACUCACUGACACACUUACUCACUGACACACAUUCAUUGUCACUGCAAUAAUCACACACAUUUUGUCACACACAUUAAUGUGACCACUCAACCUCCCUACCUUUGGGAGAGCUGGAGUGCUUCGGCUUUCCCUGUGGUCCAGUGGUGCUUCAGUCACCUCCCUGCAGUGCUCCACCUGUUUAGUGAUGCUGGGGCCGGAAUGACGUCAUAUUCCGGCUCCCGGCAUCACUGGAGGGUGCGCAACGGAGCAGAGAAGGAAGGUUACAGCUCCAUUGCGCGCUUGGCCAUCUGCCUCAAACCUCCAGAAGUCUCCCGCCCGUGCGCACGCCAGCACUCUCACACAGAAGGCCGACCCCCUUCACUCAUGCCCAUGCUCUUUAUGAGCCUGCCCGCCUCCGCCUCCACUGGCAGGCGACCACCUGGGGGGCUGAAUGGGCCAGCAAAUCCCAGACACCAGGACAAAAAUCCUAGUCGCCACGGCAACCCGGCACCUGGGAUUUGUCGAGCCCUGCUUUACAUGAAAUGUUUAGGAAGGCUUUGUAAGUCACAUGCAGGGAAGUGACUAAGGCUGAAUAAAUAAAGUGGUUUAACUCCUAAAUGGCAGAGAAUAGAGCAGGAUUGGUAACUGUAGUGUUCCUUUAAGUAAUUACCUGGAUUUAACAUGCUCCAUUUUGUAUAUAUUUUUUCAAUUUUGACUUCCUUCUCUGCCACUGCUUCCAUAAUUAUUUCUUGCUGGUUACUGUAGUUUUUUGCUUGGAGAGAGUCACCCUCCCCCAUACUCAGUGUGAAGAUAAGCAGGCAGAUUUACAGAUUUCUCUUUGCAAAACGAGUUAAACUACUAGUUGCCUUUGUGCAUUUUAGCACUUGUAGUGCUGAGUUAAAGAUGUCAGAUGUUUAAGAUCUCUUAGACUGAUUGGCCACGCUACUUCUUGGAGUUGGCAAAGCUCAAGGCAGAUUAUGUAGUUUGUAGGGAAAUAACUUUAAGGAGUAUAUAAUAAUGUGUACAAUAUACAUUAUGUGUACAGUGCUUUGAAAUGAUCAAUUCCAGCUAAGAGUGCCCCUUUAAUUUAAUAACUACUCUUUAUAGAAAUAAAUGUAUAAUUUAUCUUUAUAAAACACUGUAGAUCCAUUGCUUAAGCAGAUGAUUUGUUUAAGUGAACAUGUCAGGUAUAGUGAUGUCCCGAACAGCUCGCCGCGAUGGGUUAAAGGACCACUAUAGUGCCAGGAAAACAUAUUCGUUUUCCUGGCACUAUAGUGCUCUGAGGGUGCCCUCACCCUCAGGGUCCCCCUCCCGCCCGGCUCUGGAAAGGGGAAAGGGGUUAAAACUUACCUUUUUCCAGCGCUGGGCGGAGAACUCUCCUCCUCCGAUCCUCCUCUUCUCCUCCCAUGCAUCUGAAUGCGCACGCGCGGCAAGAGCUGCGCGCGCCUUCAGCCGGUCACAUAGGAAAGCAUUCAUAAUGCUUUCCUAUGGACGCUGGCGUGCUCUCACUGUGAAAAUCACAGUGAGAAGCACGCAAGCGCUUCUAGUGGCUGUCAAUGAGACAGCCACUAGAGGAAAUAGGGGAAGGCUUAAUCCAUUCAUUAAACAUAGCAGUUUCUCUGAAACUGCUAUGUUUAUAAAAAAAUGGGUUAACCCUAGCUGGACCUGGCACCCAGACUACUUCAUUAAGCUGAAGGGGUCUGGGUGCCUAGAGUGGUCCUUUAAGCCUUCCCCUAUUUCCUCUAGUGGCUGUCUCAUUGACAGCCGCUAGAGGCGCUUGUGUGCUUCUCACUGUGAUUUUCACAGUGAGAGCACGCAAGCGUCCAUAGGAAAGCAUUAUGAAUGCUUUCCUAUGUGACCGAAUGCGCGCACAGUUCUUGCCGCGCGUGCUUCAGCCGAGGAGGAGGAGGAGGAUCAGAGGAGGAGAGCUCUCUCCGCCCAGCGCUGGAAAAAGGUAAGUUUUAAUCCCUUUCCCCUUUCCAGAGCCGGGCGGGAGGGGGUCCCUGAGGGUGGGGGCACCCUCAGGGCACUAUAGUGCCAGGAAAACGAGUAUGUUUUCCUGGCACUAUAGUGUUCCUUUAAAGUGAGAAUUGCUGGAAAUCCACAGUCAAUUCAGUGCAGAUUUCAAAGUUUAGACCUAAAUAGCUGAGUUAGAAACUUGUGUCAAUUUGAAAUUCACUUUAAAUUACUGGUAAUUCUCUCUUUAUGAAUAACUCUGUGUGAAAUAAUGUUUCCUUUUUUUACCACUUUCAUUGCAAUAUAUGCCCUAUUUGUGUCUGUGCUGAACAAAAUUGUGAUGUAGUUUGCUAAAACAUUAACAAUACAAAUACAAGUUCUAGGUGAUUUUCAACAUAGUACCUAGUGGUAUAGUUUUCUCUUUUAAAAGUUACAACCUGAACCAGAGAAUAUUUUAGAAAGGAAAAGGAAAUUAAAAUGUUAAACUGAGUAAUGUGGAAAUCAAAAGGCCAUAUUAUGAUAUCAGUAGGUUAUGUCAGUUUGGAUAACAUUUACAUUAUGCUAUUAUUCAAACACUUUCAGAAUGGAAUAUAGAUUAGUUAAGUGUUUUUGAUUAACCAGAACUUUACACUUGAUGUGAUAUCAAAGACACACACAAAAACAAAGCCCAAACAAACCUACACGUUUUAUAAUGAGGCACAGCACGGAUCAGUAAUGGAAGCUUACAUUAAAGGAACACUACAAAACUGUAUUCCUAAUGCUGUAUGCCCCUGUCAUCCGUGAGGACAACCAACAUCGUUUCAUGGUGUUAAAAUCCAUGGGAAGCCAGGAAGUUUCUCUGAAACUGCAGUUCUUUACAUUGCAAGGCAGUGCUGUAUUUUUGUUUAGUGCUGCCCGAGACAUGACUAAACUCUGGCACCAACGUAAUCUAAAUUUGCCCCACCCUUUCCUAUCAAGGCCACACCUCUUCAUGUUAAAUACCAACACACACUUUGACUGACAGACACACACCCUCACUGAUACAUGCACUGGCAUAUAUUCACUGACAGAUACAGUCAUUGGUAUUUGACACACACACUGUUUAACCAACACACACCUUCACUGACAGGCACACACUCUAAGAUACACAUACAUGGACACACCUUCUCACUGAUUUGACACACACACACACACACACACACAUUCUACUCACAGACACUUACACAAUGACUGACACAUGGAUACACUGACACACAUACAUUAACAGACACACACACACACACACACUGACAGGCACACACACACUAACAGACAUACACUGAUACUGGCACUCUCACACACAUUUUCUCACACAAUCACAAAUUAUUUGUUUUUUUAAUUUUUUUUAUUUUACUUUAUGUCCACACAGCCAUCCUACUUUUGCGAGAGCUGGAAUGGAUUUGUUCCCUCGGGUCCAGUGGGGCUCCUGGCUGGGUUACUGGAGUUUUGGGCUGGCUGCUUGUUUGCUGGACUGGCUUUUGAGUUCCCGGCUGGGCUGCUGUUGGGCUGGUAGGCGUGCAUUCGCAGCAAGGGAGCUGUAAUCUUUUAGCUCUGCUCCCUCGCUCAACACUUAGUGAUGAUGGGGCCAGAGUGAUGUAAUAUUCUGGCUCCUGGCAUCACAGGAAGGUGCGCAAGGAAGCAAAGCAAAAGGAGAAGAGGUCAGCACUCCCUCGCCACCCACCUGCAAUAGACAUGGUCUCCCGCCUCGGGGUGGUUCUAAGGUGGCCAGUUGGCCAGCUCUUGAACACCCAAGGACAUGAGGCGAGCAAGGCAUCUGCUGGCGCGUAGGGGGCCACCAGCCCUGGAAAGUGUCGCCCAAAGAAAAUGCCUUGUUAGCCUUGUGCUAAAUACAGUGCUGAUUGCAGGGUUAAAAAGACAGGGGCACUUCACCCAGACCAUUUCAAUGAGAUGAAGUGGUCUGGGUGCCUAUAGUGCAAGCAUGCCAAACUCGCGGGCCUCGAGUUUGCCAUGCUUACUAAGGCAGAGUAGGCACUUGCUCGCCACACAUUGCAGGUACCUACUCUCCCAAAAUUACCUGGUUUAUCACUAAACUGCGUGCGUGAGGGAGCAGGAAGACUGAGCUGCCGAGAGAAGAUCAGGGAAAGGCCCCACACCAGCUCCCAAAGGUAGGGAGCAAUAAAUAAAAUUAUGUGAGUGUGUGCAAGAAUGUGUGUCUGUCAGUGUGAGUGUGUGUGUGUGUGUCUGUCUGUCACUGUGUGUGUGUCAUAGAGUGUGUGUGUGUGUGUCUGUGUGUCUUUCAGUGUGUGUCUGUCAGAGAGUGUGUGUGUUUCUGUCAGUGUGUGUUGGUCAGUGUUGCGAUGGCCGCGGCUGGACAGUGGAGGACCUGGAGGCACGCAAUACCACAUCACAUUCUGACGUGACGUCAAUGUGCUCCACCGUCACAGAUGAAGAGGAUACAGUUAAUUACAAUGUUAUUUUAUAAAUAGGAGGAAAUUGCUCUUCAAAUUUUAAUUCCAUUAGAAUGUCUAGAAGAAAAGCAUAGUGCUGUAAAUGCUAAUAAUUAGUAAUAGUCUAUAAAUGUUUAUAAAAUUCAUGGCAAAUAUAACCUCCUAUUCCCUUCAUACUAUGAGAAACCACCAUGCUCAACUCUGUAGUUACCAGCAACAGUUUGAUCUUGUGAGUACAGUCCAGAUGUUAGUUUUCCUCCUGCAAGUAAAGUGUGGCAUGGGAAAAAUAUUAAAUGCUGUAUUUAUGAUGUGAUGGAUAAUGAUGGCUAUUCUACACAUGGAUUUUGUAAUGGGUGCCUAGACAGACAUUCACAGGACACAACGGUUACAUCAGCGCUUUAAUUGUCCAUUAGACUUAAUAGCAGAAUGUCAUGGUAGAACCAUCAAGAUGGUUGUAUUACUGUACACUACAUUCUGUCACUGCACUCUUAGCUCAAAUCACUGGCAGAUCUAAUUACUAAGAAACUUGUGAAUACUUGCACCAUAGUCUGCACUGAUGUACCAUAUGUACAUAAACAUACAGUGGCGUACAUACCAGGGUCGCAGGGGUCGCGGCUGCGACCGGGCCCGUCCGCCCCUGCGACCCGGUAUGUACCCACAGGGCCAGCCUCUUCCCCUGGGGGGCCCAGGAGCCGACCACCCCAGGGCCCCCCGAGGCUGGCCCUGCUGUCACCCGGCGGGCGGGUGGCCGGUCGGGCAGGCAGGCGGGCGCGCGAGGGAGCACUCAGUGCUUCCUCUUCAGCUCCCUCGCGCACCGCACUGAUACCGGAGCCCGAAGAUGACGUCAUCUUACGGCGCCGGCAUCCCUGCGCGGUGCGCGAGGGAGCUCAAGAGGAAGCACUGAGUGCUCCCUCGCGCGCCCGCCUGCCUGCCCGUCCGGCCACCCGCCCAGGAGCCCAGCAGCACCACUGGACCCCAAGGAAUCCCCCCAGCACUCCAAAAGGUAAGGAGGCUGUGUGUUUGUGUGUUAGUAUAUGUGUGUUAGUUUGUGUGUUAGUGUGUGUGUGUGUUAGUGUUAGUGUAUGUGUGUGUGUUAGUGUAUGUGUGUGUGCUAGUGUAUGUGUGUUAGUAUGUGUGUGUGCUAGUGUAUGUGUGUUAGUAUAUGUGUGUGUGUUAGUGUAUGUGUGUGUAUGUGUGUGUUAGUGUGUGUGUGUCUGCUAGUGAGUGUGUUACUGUGUGUGUCUGUUACUGUGUGUGUUUGUCUGUUAGUGAGUGUGUGUUUGUCAGUGAAAGUGUAAGUGAGUGUGUAUGUAUGUCAGUAAAUGUGUGUGUCUGUUAGCUAGCGUGUAUGCAUCUGUUCGUGAGAAUGUGUGUGUGUGUGUCUUCAGCAUUUACCUUUCUCCAGCGUCGGACUCCCUUGGCGCUGGGGAUCCCUCCGCCUCUCAGCUCCGAAUGCACAUGCGCGGCAAGAGGCGCACGCGCGCAUUUGAACCGCCCAUAGGAAAGCAUUACUCAAUGCUUUCCUAUGGACGUUCAGUGUCUUCUCACUGUGAUUUUCACAGUGAGAAUCGCGGAAGCUCCUCUCGCAACUGUCAAUGAGACAGCCCCCAGAGGCUGGAUUAACCCUCAGUGAAACAUAGCUGUUUCUCUGAAACUGCUAUGUUUUCAGCUGCAGGGUUAAAACUAGAGGGACCUGGCACCCAGACCACUUCAUUGAGCUGAUGUGAUCUGGGUGUCUGUAGUGGUCCUUUAAGUGUGUGUGCAUACCGCGGUCGCGGGGUCGCCAUGUGUUGUGGCCCCGACCCACGCCGAGUAAGCACGGGGGGAGGGCCCACGGAUCAAUUUUCGCACCUGGGCCCCAUGGGUCAUGUGUACGCCACUGUAAACAUACCAUACCAUAAGUACAUAUAUCUCUGCCAAUGGAUGAGGCUUGUUGGGUACACUGGCCCCCCAAUGUAAUAUGUAGACCCACCCACUGCCCACUAGUGGGUCCAGGGAGAACAUUGGGAUGUUCCUCAGCCGUUGUUAUUUUUUUGUUUUGUUUUGUUUAAUCAUUCCUACCCACUGGCCCCGAGUUUAAGUAUGAUUGAAGGGGAUAGACCGUGAUAUCCAAGCUUCCUUUUGCAAGCUUUCUUCCAGCGCUGCCUGCAACAAUAGAAGCUCAUUUUUUAUGUCAUAAUUAUUGUGCAGAAUUAGGCAAUAAAGAACAGAGUCACCAAUGCCGUUGGUGUCACUUGUGUUUCAAGCAUUUCAAGCAGAAACAGUGCACAUUUUGAUUCCUUUCUCCAUGCUACUUCUAAAAGCAAAGGUGGUCAUGGAGACUGAAGUAACACUUUCAAAUAUAAAACAAAAUGCAAAAAAAUAAUGUGUGGGGUGCUCAAUAUAACCAAACAGUUUCUUGACGAGUAGCCCAUACCCCAGCUUUCACCCCAUGUCCAGAAGGGUGAAGGACAAUGGACAUGCCCAGUAUUGUGGCCCUGUGUAUGUCCUAACCUCUACUGCAGUGGCUAUGGGACUUCAAGCCCACAUGCCAAAAUAGGUCCUUACCUACAUCCUCACUCUAAUAUUAGUUAGAAAGGACUACAAAUAACCUAAAAUAAAAAAUAAGGUUAAAAAAAAUGUAAUUUGAAGACUUGAUAGACGGUCUUCUUUCUUCAAACCACUUUCUAAAUAAAAUAAAAUAAAAAACAGACUCACAAAAACUGCUGGAAAUCUUAAAAACAGUGAAACAAUAAAAAUAAAAUCUAUGCAAGCCUAUCGAUAGCUGAGCCCAACAAUAUACUGGACAAGUCUUCAGAAAAGAUAAACUUGCCCAUCAGACCAAUAGUAGUGCCGCUAAUGAGCUUUCAUGGCUUUGGAAGGCUUUUCCUGACUUGAAUGCUCAAACUGUGCAGAGUCCUUGAUAUGCUCUUGUGAUUUUCCACCGCUUUUUGUAAAUUGGUAGUGUUUUUUUUUUUUAUCUAUCUAAUACAAUUUUAUUUGGGUUAUGUUUUUUAUUUGGUCAUUUUUAUCAUAGAAAUAAUAAGUAAUUUUUCUUCACAAGAUUGGAUAUUUGAGGGGGUUGCAGAUGAGUAAGUAGGGGAAUAAUUUGGGAGUUGUCUAAUGGCUUGAUUGGGCCAUAUUUAUCUUCUGACUCAGUAAGGGUAAUAGUCAACUUAAAGAGAGUAUAUUUCACAUGUCAGCAAUGACCUCUAGUGCUUGUUAUGCUAAAGUUUUAUCUUUAGCUCAAUUCUUAAAUUGAGUUGCCUUAAUAUUUUGCUUUUUUGAAAAAAGAAAAAAAAAUCAGCUGUCAGCCCAACUUAAAUAAAUAUAGACUAACGUUAUCUCAAUAAAACCAUUCCAUACUUAAUGUGGUAUACAGAUAACCAGGCACUCAGGCUUAUCUUCAGGGAAUUUAACACAAUAGAAUCAACUUUCAGAUCACAAUGAAGCUUUGCCAAGUUCUCUAGCCUCCAGAGAAUAAUAAGUCCAAAGAAUAAUAUGAAUUGCAGAAAUCUGUUUUUUAAUGUUUUUUAUUAAGGGGGACACUAUAUUUACCAGAAUAACUACAGCUUAAUGUACUUGUUCAUGUGAGUAUAUUAUGUCUCUGCAGGCUUUUUGAUGUCAACACAGCAUUUUCAGAGAAAAGGCAGUGUUUACAUUGCUGCCUUGGGACACUUCUAGUGGCAGUCACUCAGACGGCCACUAGAGAUGCUACUUGGGUGCAGCACUGACGAUCAGUGUCUCCACACUCUGCAUGGAGACGCUAAACAUUUCUCAUAAAGAUGCAUUGAGUCAAUGUAUCUCUGUGAGAAGAUGCUGAAUGAACAGGGUGUUGUUUGGCUCCGCCUUGCCUCCUUGGCUGAGGACAUCACAAUUGAUGAUCUCAGCCAAUCCAGUGCUUUCCUAUGGGAGGCAGACCAGGGGCAGGGCCAGCACCGGCGGACCUGCACAAUGCUAGAAAAAAAGCUACGUUUUGUCUACUUUUUAAGGAGGUGCUAACAUGCUUUUUUAAAAACUAUAAUGUUUCUUUAACAACUUAAACACUUCAAUACAGUAUAAAACAGAGGGAUUAGCUAUUGUGUGAAAAUGCAGUUCACUAAUCUCAUGUAGAUUGCUGUUGUUACCUUUUGAGAAGUAAUGUAUUCGGUCCUUCAAAUGUUAUCUGAUAUUUGAAUACAGCCAAAUCUUUGACCCUUGUCCUCUGCAAGGGUGCAUCUCCUCCAUUGCUCCAACUGUGGAUAGUGUUUGGUGCACUUUAGGCCUUAGAAAGGGCUUACAACCUCUUUAUACCAUAUAGAUGACAGCUAUUAUUCAAUACAGUGAACCUGGGUAAAGUAAACCUCCAGACAACCCCCUCACACUCUCCAAUAUGACCUUGAGUGGGCACAGGAUUCUGGCUAGACUGGCAUGCUGUGUACGUCCGUACGUCCGUGGAUAUUUUGUUGUUUGUUUUUUUUGUUUUACCAAAACUUUCAUGCUAUGGAUUCAAAACUACUUUAAAUUGCUAAACCUUUUGUCACUUUGUUUUUUUCUCUGCAGGUACAGGUAUCAAAUGAAGAGGGGGAAAAAUCUUUUCUGUUACCUCCACAACCUACAAAGCAAUUUUUAAUCUCUCCUCCAGCAUCCCCUCCUGUUGGAUGGAAACAGAGUGAAGACCCGACUCCGGUUAUUAACUAUGAUCUCUUGUGUGCAGUUUCCAAACUUGGUCCAGGUAAAAGACUCUCCUGAUGCUGGUGUUAGUGUUAAUGUAAAUCACAUACAGCUGGAGACCAGAUAGUACAGGGAAACACAAAUAUUAGCUAAGCACGUUUAAUAACAAUUCUUUAUAUCUUUUUUUUUCUUCAAUGUUUGUUUAUUUAAAUUCAGGUUGAACAUACAGAAUACGCAGGCAAGAGAUAUUCCAGACAAAAGUACCCAAAUCCAUUUUUAGAUUUUUGAAAAACUCCUGGUGUAUACAGCACAGGAAACAAAGAGUACACAAAAAAAUUGCAAAGGUUGAGGGCUGGAUAAAAGAUAAAGCACGAAGGGAAUGGUACCUGUAGGGCUGAUAUCCUCUAUAACAACACGACCAACUUUUUUUCUCUAAUGCUAAGUAUGUUUAGGCUUUAUAGCAACCCUUGGGUUCGAGGUUUUAUUGUAGGUAUGUCAUUGUGUUUCUGACAUGGGUUGUGAGAUUAUUUAUCAAUCUGCUAUCAUCUAUCUGAACCUAUUAUGUCUUGCGCCCAAUGGACAGUGUUUUUUUUAACCAUCCAGGAGACCUGCCAUAAUGAUUGUAUUGUAGUAUUUCAGCAAAUAACAUGGAUACAAUUCUAAGGGUCUAGAUCAGGGGUGCCCAAAUGGUAGAUCCCCAGACGUUGCAGAACUACAACCCUCAAUUAUGUUUUUCAUGUCUUUAGAAUGACAAAGCAUCAUGGAAGUUGUUGUUUUAAACCAUCUGGGGAUCUACCUUUUAGGCACCCCUGUAGGUAAUAAAUACGUGGAUGGGUCUAGAUGUAAUGCCCUUUGGAAGAUCUUCUGUAACCCCUUUUAUAAAAUGGUAUAACCUGAGUUCAACACGUCCACCACGUAAGAAUGUACAGUAUGUGCGUAAGAAUGUACGGUAUGUGCUUAUCCUGUCGUGCUGUCUUCAGCAAAAGUUGGUAGAUGUUUAGCCUAUAUCAUGAAGAUUUAACAGUGUGGUGUUCUACUUUUAUUAUUAUUUGAAAAAUUUGUUUCUGUAGAUAGCCACCAACUGAUACUUUGGUGGCUGCUUCUCACAUUAACUCCCACAUAUCUCCUUCUUGUACCUGAUUUAAGUGAAAUUUUUUAGUGGUGCUUAUAAGUUAGAUGUUAAUCGUAAAAAGAGAAAACUUUUACUUUUAAGUUAAGACAUAUGUAAUGAGACCUUUUCGCAUAGUUCCCUGUUCAUACAGAUCACUGUUCCACUCAUUUCUGCCUGUCACCCUGUACCUCCCGCCCAAAUCCUCUUACCUUGUAACCAUCACAUUCCUCUCAUCUUGUGACCCCAACUUUGCUGUGUGUAUUAUAUAUAUUCACACCUUCAUACAUAUAUACACUGCUCAAAAAAAUUGGGAACACAAAAAUAACACAUCCUAGAUCUGAAUGAAUUAAAUAUUCUUCUGAAAUACUUUGUUCUUUACAUAGUUGAAUGUGCUGGCAACAAAAAUCACACAAAAAUUAAAAAAUGGAAAUCGCAUUUUUCAACCCAUGGAGGUCUGGAUUUGGAGUCACACUAAAGUGGAAAAACACACUACAGGCUGAUCCAACUUUGAUGUAAUGUCCUUAAAACAAGUCAAAAUGAGGCUCAGUAGUGUGUGUGACCUCCACGUGCCUGUAUGACCUCCCUACAACGCCUGUGCAUGCUCCUGAUGAGGUAGCGGUUGGUCUCCUGAGGGACCUCCUCCCAGACCUGGACUAAAGCAUCUGCCAACUCCUGGAAAGUCUGUGGUGCAAUGUAAUUGGUGGAUGGAGCGAGACAUGAUGUCCCAGAUGUGCUCAAUUGGAUUCAGAUCUGGGGAACGGACGGGCCAGUCCAUAGCAUCAAUACCUUCGUCUUGCAGGAACUGCUGACACACUCCAGCCACAUGAGGUCUAGCAUUGUCUUCCAUUAGGAGGAAUCGAGGGCCAACCACAUCAGCAUAUGGUCUCACAAGGGGUCUGAGGAUCUCAUCUCGGUACCUAAUGGCAGUCAGUCUACCUCUGGCGAGCACAUGGAGGGCUGUGCGGGACCCAAAAGAAAUGCCACCCGACACCAUUACUGACCCACUGCCAAACCGGUCAUGCUAGAGGAUGUUGCAGGCAACAGAACGUUCUCCACGGUGUCUGCAGACUCUGUUACGUGUUUAGUGUGAACCUGCUUUCAUCUGUGAAGAGCACAGGGCGCCAGUGGUGAAUUUGCCAAUCUUGGUGUUCUCUGGCAAAUGCCAAACGUUCUGCACGGUGUUGGGCUGUAAGCACAACCCCCACCUGUGGACGUCGGGCCCUCAUACCACCCUCAUGGAGUCUGUUUCUGACUGUUUGAGCAGACACAUACACAUUUGUGGCCUGCUGGAGGUAAUUUUGCAGGGCUCUGGCAGUGCUCCUCCUGUUCCUCCUUGCACAAAGGCGGAGGUAGCGGUCCUGCUGCUGGGUUGUUGUCCUCCUAUGGCCUCCUCCACGUCUCCUGAUGUACUGGCCUGUCUACUGGUAGUGCCUCCAUACUCUGGACACUUCGCUGACAGACACAGCAAACGUUCUUGCCACAGCUCGCAUUGAUGUGCCAUCCUGGAUGAGCUGCACUACCUGAGCCACUUGUGGGUGUGUUGUAGACUCUGUCUCAUGCUAGCACUAGAGUGAAAGCUGCGCCAGCAUUUAAAAGUGACCAAAACAUCAGCCAGGAAACAUAGGAACUGAGUGGUGGUCUGUGGUCACCACCUGCAUAACCACUACUUUAUUGGGGGUGUCUUGCUAAUUGUCUAUAAUUUCCACCUGUUGUCUAUCCCAUUUGCACAACAGCAUGUGAAAUUGAUUGUCACUCAGUGGACAGUUUGAUUUCACAGAAGUGUGAUUGACUUGGAGUUACAUUGUGUUUUUUAAGUGUUCCCUUUAUUUUUUUGAGCAGUGUAUAUAUAAUAUCUCAAGGAGGGUCCCAGGGCCUAAUUUUGCUCAAGGACCACGAUUGCUGUCAGUCUGUCACUCCACUGCUGAUUAUGAUCUUUUUUCUUCUUUUAGUUUUUAACUAUACUCUGAACUGACAAAAGAAUUGUAAACUAUAAGUCAGAAUGGCUGAUCUACAAAUUUGUAAUUGCCUGGUCAAUUCCUGACAAAUUUCAUUUUAAUUAAUAAUUUUGUGUGCUUGAAGAUGCCGUUUUACAUGUAUAAAAGGAACACUCCAAGCACCAUAACCACUACAGCUCACUGUGAGACUACACUGACUGCUUUUUAAGAAGUGAAACCACUUUUGGACAGUUUGACUUCCAACUGGUGUCCAAUUGGGCUGCUCCUCUCCUCCAUUACCAAUCGUUCCUAAUUAAAGGGACACUAUAGUCACCAAAACAACUUUAGCUUAAUUAAACAGUUUUGGUGUAUAGAUCAUGCCUCUUUAGUCUCAGUGCUCAAUUAUCUGCCAUUUAGGAGUUAAAUCACUUUGUUUAUUAACCCUUAUCACACCUCUCUGCAUGUAACUUGCACAGCCUUCCUAAACACUUCCUGUAAAGAGUCAUCUAAUGUUUAUCCUUCCUUUAUUGCAAGUUCUAUUUAAUUUAGAUUUUCUUAUCCCCCGGUGUAUUAAUAGCUUGCUAGACCCUGCAAGAGUCUCCUGUAUGUGAUUAAAGUUCAAUUUACAUAGCAAGAUAUAAAAUUGUUAAAGGUAAAUUACAUCUGAUUAAAAGUGAAAACUGUUUUUUUCAUGCAGGCUGUGUCAUUCAGAGUCUGGGGAGGUGUGGCAAGGGCUGCAUAAACAGAAAGAAAGUGAUUUGACUCCUAAAUGGCAGUGAAUUGAGCAGUGAAACCUGAGAGGCAUGAUCUGUAUACUAAAACUGCUUCAUUAGGCUAAAGUUGUUUAGGUGACUAUAGUGUUCCUUUAAGAAGUUCCAUUAGCUGUGCAAUGCAGGGCAUAACUCAUUGGCUGAGAGAGUCAGCCAGUGGGGAGGUGCAAUGAAACUCCUCGCACCAUGACUACUUCUUGGAGGGUUCCUUUAAAUUCUAGUGGUGUGAACGAAGAAGGUCCAGGCACUCCAAUAGUUUAAUGCUUGUUUUUUGGAACCAGCAGAACAAUACCGCAACUUUUUGACCCUGAAUAGACCCUAUUCAGGGUCAAAACAUUAACCCCUUAAAACCGGAGGACGUACAAUUACGCCCUCUAAUAGGCGGCUCUAAACGCCGCCGGGCGUAAUUGUACGCCCUCCGGUUUUUGUUAACUUACCCGGUCGCCGGCGGUCCCACGCCGGCGAUCGCGGUUGGGGGGACUCCCAGGGACCCCCCCGCGGCACGUCCGUCCUCGUCGAAGCCCCCCGGCCAUGUGAGAGUGGGGUCCUAGCGAGGACCCCACAAUCACAUGGCCGGGGAUAGCUGGCUUAUGUAUUGCCAGCAGGGGGGCUGCCUGUAAUGCUGGCUGAAAAUAAAAUAAAAAAAGUUAAUCAGUGUAAAAAAUAAAUAAUAUAUACUUAGAUCAUAUGUAUAUAUUAUAUAUAUAUAUGAUCUAAGUAUAUAUAUACACAUAUACAUACACACACAUACACCGUCUAGGUGUAUUUUACUAUUAAUAUAUAUAUAAUUAUAUAUAUAUAUAAAUAUCAAAUUACACGUAGACUGAUACUGAUUAAAUAUAUAUAUAAUUAUUGUUAUAUAUAUAUUUAUAUAUAAUAUAAAAAAAAUAAAAAUGUAAAUACGUUAAAAAAUAAAAUUAAAAAAAUAAUUAAAAAUAAAUAAUUAAAAAAUAUAUAGAUGUGUGAUAUAUAUAUAUAGAUUUCGUUCUAACUGUUUUGUGAAAUUAAUAUAUAUAUAUAUAUAUAUAUAUAUAUAUAUCUCAAAAUACACGUAGAACGAAAUAAUAUAUAUAUCUAUAUACAUAAAUAUAUACGUAUAUAUCACUAUAUAUAUACCUAUAUAUAAAUAAAAAUAUUUAAAAAAAAUUAUAUAGAUAUAUACAUAUAUAUACACAUACGUAUAUAUAUACAUAUAUUAAUUCUACAUAUAUAUUUAUGUAAUAUUUUUACAUAAUUAGGUAUCUUAAUUAAUUACAAUUAGCAGGGACCUGCCUGACAACCCAUGCCGAAAGUAAAGGGAAUUUAAUUUGCUAGCACUAUAUUUAACCCUAUAACUUUCCAGACACCAUAAAACCUGUACAUGGGGGGUACUGUUCUACUCGGGAGACUUCGCUGAACACAAAUAUUAGUGUUUCAAAACAGUAAAAUGUAUUACAACGAUGAUAUCGCCAGUAAAAGUGAAGUUUUUUGCAUUUUUCACGCACAAACAGCAUUACACGGACAAUAUUAUUGCUGUGAUACUUUUUUUUUUUUUAAUUCUUUAUUUUUGUUGUGCAAAGAAGUUUGACAGAAAUGUCUGCAGUGCCACAGUAGCAGUAGCAGGCAAGAUUAGACAUCCAUUCAUUGAGAAGUUGCACAUUUUGCUAAAAUAACAUAUUAAUACAAAUUGUGUUGUUAGGUGAUUAAAAUUCAGAAACAGAGUAAAGUCAUAAACGGUUUUAUAACCUAGCGUCUUCGUGGUGCAUAACAAUAGAGCUACCCGUGGAAAUAAUAAGUCAGAAGCUGUGAUACUUUUUACUGUUUUGAAACACAAAUAUUUGUGUUCAGCGAAGUCUCCCGAGUACAACAGUACCCCUCAUGUACAGGUUUUAUGGUGUUUUCAAAAGUUACAGCGUCAAAUAUAAGGCUUGCAUUUCAGUUUUUUCACAUUAAAAUUCGCCAGAUUGGUUAUGUUGCCUUCGAGACCCUAUGGUAGCCCAAGAAUGAAAAUUACCCCUAUGAUGGCAUACCAUUUGCAAUAGUAGACAACCCAAGGUAUUGCAAACAGGGUAUGUCCAGUGUUUUUUAAUAGCCACUUAGUCACAAACACUGGCCAAAAUUGGCAUUUUUUGCAUUUUUCACACAAACAGAUACGAACGCUAGGCAACGUAACCAAUCUGGCAAAUUUCAAUUUCAAAUGUAACGUGCUAUAUUUGACCCUGUAACUUCCCAAAACACCAUAAAACCUGUACAUAGGGGGUACUGUCUUACACGUGAGACUUUACUGAAUAUAAAUAUGUGUAUUUUAUUGCAGUAAAAGCAAACAGUAUUAUGACAUUGACCGUUAAAAUGUCAUGUAGAACUAAAAAAAUCCAAAAAAAAACGUAUUUUCUCCCAUUUUUUUCAUAUUAAAUUAUGUUUCAUAGCUAAAUAUUUGAUAUUAAAUGAAAGCCCUGUUUCCCCUGAAUAAAAUGAUAUAUAAUAAGGGUGGGUGCAUUUACUAUGAAAGAGGUGUAUUACGGUUGGACAGACAUGUAGCGCAAAUGCCAGGUUUUGUUUACAUUUUGUUUUGUUCACAAUGUGUACAUUUGGCUCCGUCCUUAAGGGGUUAAUGUGUUGCUCUGCUGGUCCCAGUAAAAGUGCCCCAAAGCAUUGGACUGCCUGAACCUUCUUCUUUCACACUUAUGUUCUGAUGGGCAAAUGCUGGCACAUGGUCUAGCUAAGCACCUUGUGGAUGCUUGUGGAUUGAGUGCAAUUCCUAUUACCUAUGUGUGAAAUUCUAGAGGUGGUCAGAAAUCUUACAGCUAUCCUAUUGACCACAUGUCUUGUGCAAUGCAUGUUUAAAGAAAAAAAUAUGAGCUCCAUCAGAUUCUGCAAUUAACAUGCUGUUGAAAAGACCUGUGGCUAUUAACCUUUCUGUGUUUUGUUCUCAGGUGAAAAGUAUGAACUGCAUGCAGGGACGGAAUCCACACCCAGUGUGGUGGUACACGUGUGUGAGAGUGAGACCGAAGAAGAAGAGGAGGAAAUCAAGGGACCCAAACAAAAAAUAGUGCAGACAAAACGUCCUUCACACCCUCCAGCCAUUUUAAAUUAGUGCAAAGCUUUUUAUUUAUCAAUUAAAAAAAAGAGUUCAAAAAGCAUAUCUUCAAAGGGAAAUGUAGACUCACAGUUCACAUACUGUAUAUAGCUACAGACAAUCUAGGUCAUAUUAUCAGAAGUGGUAUAAAUGCUGUAUUUAUUUUUAUGGAGUUUUGUGUUUUUAAUUUUCUAAUCUUUAUCUGUGUUACACUUUCAGUGUUUUUUAACUUACUUGCUGGUAGCAAAAGAGUUAACUUCAGUGGAUGUCUGAAUUUUUGUCUUUCUUACUACUGUUUAAAGUGGCAUUCCUGAGUAGCCAGGAAACGGAAUAUUGCCACUUACAGGUUUUAUAAUACAGAUCAUCAUUUUCAGUGUAUAUCUCUUCUCUAUUUUUCAUUUUGAUUGUAAAAAAAACACAUAAACAAAACAGCAUAAUCAUUUUAAGGCAAUUAGAGGAGCAAGUGUGGCAAACAAUGAGAACUGCUUAUGGUCUCUCACAGUCACUCAGAGAACAGAAGAACGGUGGAGUGAUUCUAUCUACAAAGCAGGGUGCACUAGUUAAAAAAAACAGAAAAACACUGUAAUUAUGUUAACAUAAAUAGUAAAUGCUAUGGUCUACUGUUUAGUGUGUUUAAGCCAUAUUUGGUGAAUGUCCAAAACUGUCUAGUGUUUGUAAGUAAAGAUUUGCACUGAGCGCACACCAUAUAAAUAAAGUAUAUAGAUUUUAUUCAUAUUUUAAGAAAGCCACCCUCCCCCCAAUAUAAGCAGGUAGUAUUUGUUUAAAACUAAGUAAUGGACUUGACCGAUUAGUUUCUGCGAUAAAUAUACCCAUCGGCCAUGAAUACAGAUUUUAUGAAUAAAUUGCAUACCCUUAUACAGUAGUGGCUAAUCUGAGCACAGCCGGUAUUUAUGAGCUACAUUUAUUUAUUAUUUUAUAUACAUUUAGACAAUGGCAAUCCACAGUGACAGAAUUAGCCACCAUUGCUUUAGCGUGCUUUUUUAAAAUAUUUUUUUUCCUUUUCAUAGUUUUACGUGUACUGGGCCACAAACGCUGUGCAAUAAGGAUUGUAUUGACCAAGGCUAUCUUACUGUUAGUCUGUGGGCCAGGUAUGGCCUGUAAGGGCUUCUUUUUAUUAUUUUCCAGCCUCCAGUUUUAUUUAUAAAGUUUGUUUUACAUCAUUCAAUAGGUUUUGACCCUUCUAUCCUUGACUGGAAUUCUGGUAGCAAUGUUUAGUUAAUAUGAUGUAAAUUAUUCUUAGUAUCAAUCCUGUUUUAAAACAUGUGAAACAGGUAAAAUGUAGAGACAGUUAUUUUUAUAUGGAGCUAUCACUCAUUGGUACUGAUAAACGUAAACAUGUAUUUAUAAAUGAAAAUAAGGAGAUAUGUUUCUAAUGAUGUAGGUGGUGCAAUGCAGCUGAAUCAUCCAAACCAGAAUCUCUCUUGUCGAGCAGCACCUAGAGUGGUCCUCGGGGGAGGCCACAUAUGGAAUGAAAAAUAAGGACAAAAUACAGACUAUAUAGUGUUGUAGAUUGAUGGAAUGUAAAAAUGGAAUCACAGAAGAAAUGCGCUCACAGUGUAUAGUGCUUCCACUAAGCUCUACUUAAAAUCGCCUGGGCAGUAUGAUCCCUGCCUGUGGAUAUCGUGUGAGCAUCUUGGUCCGAUGGAGGAUGAUCCGUGGUGUAUAAAAUACAAACAGUGCAGAUGCCAAUAUAGUGUCCUAUGCCAGUGGAUACAGCUGUUUAAAAAUAUAGAAAUGCGCUCCCAAUUAAUAGAGACCUUAAUUGGCUCCCGACAAAUGGCACGGAGUGGUAUAAUCCCUUCUCUGUAGUUAUAACUAGUGACAGUGGUUCUCACCGUAAUAAUAUGAAAAUAAAAAGAAUUAUAAUAUAGUGCUCGCCAUGUGAAGACGAGUGGAUAAAAUAAAUAGGAAAAAGAGAGGAGCAAAAACACAUUUUUGCUCAGUCCUCACAACGUAGGUAAUAUCUCCACCAAGGAUACAGUGUCUAGAUUUAAAGGAACAAACCAUGUGUUCCAGGAAGGGUUAAAAACUAUAUCACUUUAUUAAAAUAUAUAGUAAAUAUAAAAAGUACAAUAAAAUCACACAAACGCGUUUUGUCCAAUUGCAUGAGCUUUUUCAAAGUGAGGACUUUUUGCUCUUUUCUUGUGAGUACUUUUCCUAUUUAUUUUAUUCGCUCGUCCUUCGACAGAGAGCACUUUAUUAUAGUUCUUUUUAUUUUCAUAUUAUUGCUGUGAGGACCACUAUUACAAGCUAAAUCCAUAGAGUGGGGAUUAUACCACUCCAUGGCACUUGUCGGUAACCACUAACGGCUUUUUAAAAUGUGAGUGCAUUUCUAUAUUGUUAUACAAGCCAAAGCUGUAUCCACUGGCAUACUACAUUAUAUUGGCAUCUGCUCUGUUUGUAUUUUAUGCACCACGGACCAUCCUCCAUCGGAACAAGACGCCCACACCAUAUCCAUAGGAGGGGAUCAUGCCGCCAUCUUGCUUUUAAGUGGAAAUGAAAUGAAUAAGCAUAAAAAAGAGACUGUAUAGUGUAUAGAUUGAUGGAAUGUAAAAAAUAAAACAUUUACUUACAGUGUGUAGGGCAGGCAUAGGCAACCUUUGGCACUCCAGAUGUUGUGGACUACAUCCCCCAUAAUGCUCUUACACCAAUAAUGCUGGCAAAGCAUCAUGGGAGGUGUAGUCCAAAACAUCUGCAGUGCCGACGGUUGCCUAUGCCUGCCCUACACACUGUAAGUAAAUGUUUUAUUUUUUACAUUCCAUCAAUCUAUACAGUCUCUUUUUUAUGCUUAUUCAUUUCAUAUCGAGGACCAAUCUAGAUGCUGCUCCCUCCAUCUGUGUACAUGUGUUUAUUAAUCACAUAGCCUGCCACACACAUGAUUAGUAACUAUAAAAUAAACCAUGCAUGGAAUCUUUUAUUGGAUGGGAAAAUAGUAGGCAAUUGCCUGUUGUCUUAGAAGAGGCUGGAAUGGUAGAUGGAAAUAUUUUAGGGGUGUAUGUAAGUGUUGCUGCAUUUCAAACAGUCCAGUUUAACUAAGAUUGUGCAUUGUCAAACAAUAACUGCUAAAAUAAAGUGCAAUAGCUUACCAAAGUAGAAAAGUGACCUAAUUAAUAUUUAAAAAGAACAACUGUUUAUUACAAACCUUUGAAUUGCAUGAACACUUUGUGCUGUCCAUUACAUAGAUAUAGCGGGAUUUUAGAUAAAAUACUCAAUUUCUAUGUACAGUAGUUUUGUUCAUCUAAUAUGAUGUGUGCAUGAUUGUCAACUUUGGAAAGCAGAGGGAUGAGUGGGGUAAGUGCAGAGACUAUUACUGCUAAUGUGGAAUGUGGAUGCUUGCAAAGAGAAUGUUUGUUUGACAACCAGUUCACAUGUCUGCCACCCAGCAGGGUUACCCAUCUGAUGAGCAUUGGUGAAGCCCUAGACUAGAGUAUAUGAUAAAAUGCCUUGACGUUGUCCAGUGGAGCUGCAAAUACAGUUCAACUUGCACUCACACUGCACUCUACUCUACUGGGGAUACAAGAGAAAAAUGUGAUGUGAUGUUAGGACAGGGAACUAGUUAUGACUCUCCUUAUAGAUUCACUAUUGUAGUUAUUUUUGUGUGGUUAAAAGUACAUGUCGUGCCCAGCUUUAUUGCAUUUGAUAGAUUUAUGCCUCACUAAUAUGCUUCAUUUUUUUUCAUGCUCAAAACUGACUGUCCCACCAUAUCCAUGCCUCCUUAGCCACACCCCUUAGGCCAGAAAGUCUUCCUUGUCAAAUGUAAGCACACAGUGUCAGCCACGCCAGCAUUGAGUGAGCUGCUUUUAAUUCACAACCUAGCUGCACACAGUCAGAAACUACAAGCAGGUAGUAAUAUCCUUACUAUAUGCUUUCCUGGGUGUCCUCUCCUCCUAAUGCAGGUUGCUUUGUAGUUCAGAUCACUUAGUGCUGUAAGUGGGUGAGCUUUUUGCACACAAUUAAUAAGGAAGUCUUUUUCUGGAGCAAGUGGGUGUGGCUAAAGAGGCAGGCAUAUGGUGCAGCAUUCUGCAACACAUUUUUAUGCAAAAACUAUAAUGAUUUGAGCAUGCAAAAAAACACAAAGAAAAUGCAUAUUAAUGGGGCAAAAGCAAUGCAAGUUGUAUUGGUGCCUGUACUGUCCCUUAAACAUUUAAGGAGCACAAUAGGGUCAGGAACACAAACGUAUUCCUGACCCUAUAGGGUUAAAACCACCAUCUAGCCCCCUGUCCCCCCUCAUGCCUCUCUAAAUAUAGUAAAAUCUUACUUGUAUUCAAGCCUGAAGCUGCUGGCUUUGUCCCUGUUUCCUUUAGACCUGCCUGCUGACAUCAGCAGAAGUGGUAGCCUGAUCCAAUCACAAUGCUUCCCCAUAGGAUUGGCUGAGACUGACAAACAGGCAGAUCAGGAGCAGAGCCAGCACAAUUCAAACACAGUCCUGGCCGAUCUGCAUCUCCUCAUAGAGAUACAUUGAAUCAAUGAAUCUCUUUGAGGUGCUUAUGUGUCUGAAUGCAGAGGGUGGCGACACUGAAUGUUUGGAUGCAUUUUAGGCAGCUAUGACCCAGGAAAGAUCUCUAACAGCCAUCUAAGGAGUGGCCAGUGAAGUUGGGCUGUAAUGUAAACACUGCAUUUUCUCUGAUAAGACAGUGUUUACAGCAAAAAGCCUGAAGGGAAUGAUUUUACUCACCAGAACAAAUUUAAUAAGCUGUAGUUAUUCUGGUGACUAUAGUGUCCCUUUAAUGUCUUAAUUUUUUUAUGCCGAAAAGAUUAUAUGGAUGACUUACAAAAUGUCUCCCACGCUAAUGUCAGUCCAGUUCAAUAUUCUAUCUUCAGUCAGCAAAAGUUACUAAGAGAAGUUAAGAAUGUUUUAAUUAGAUAAUCCAUUUCAUUGCGGUCUGCUGGUUGUCCUUUUGCAUAGUUAUUGGGUCAUUUGUUAUAUUAUACAACUAAAUACAGGCAAAAUUAAACAGAAACUACUAAAUGGAGUCAGGAUAACUCCUGACAAAUAUGUGGGGAGUCCCUCCUCCAUAGACGAGAAACUCUAAACGAACAUAUUAACAUCUUAGUGGGAGUCUGUCUCUAAUCCCCUCCCCUAAUUCUGAUGAGCAUUUGGCUUCACCAAUGGGAGUGAGUCAAUUGAAAGAUACUCCCACUCAACGUCUGAUACGAUCAGAUUGGAUGAUGGAGGUAGGAGGGAGGGCUCUAUGGCCUCAUUUAACCCCUUAAGGACCAAACUUCUGGAAUAAAAGGGAAUCAUGACAUGUCACACAUGGCGAUACUGCCCCUAAAUGCAUUGUUUUUAGACAAGCCCCUUUUUUUUUUUUUUUAUCCAACCAUCCCCUCCUCUACUUUGUUUGGAGCUGGGUACAUCGUGUCCACGCCAUAGUGAACCCUUUGAUUAAUAUGGUCUAAUUAAGGGAUGGACAAGAAUACCUAUACUUUGUAAACUGUGUAUCAAGUCCACUUAGCAACACUAUCUAAUUAGAACAACUAUGUAUCCAUUAGUGUGCGGUGGCUAACAGACUCAGUUUUACUGGAAGUUAGGUAUCAAUUCAAACGGGAUAUAGUGUAUAUCACUGUUUAUUGUUGAUAUGUCUGUCUGACCAUAUUCAGUUUAUUCCUUAGUUUUGGUUACAUUUUUUCCCAACCUCUACACACUACAGCCACUAAUUACUUAUACCUUGAUACUCUGGAGGUUACUGAACUAUUAAAUUACUCAAAUUUGAGAAUACUUAUAUUAGCUAUUAAAAUCCUCUUACUACUUGAAGUGGCCUUUGAGACUACUUUACCCAGAAUUUUAAAGGUGUAUUAUCACUCUGUUUAUUUACAAUGUCACAUUUGUUUGAGUUUUGUUUUUUUACAUAGAACCUACUGUUCUAGUUAGACUCUUUAUAUUUUAAUAUACUAAUAUUCGGCUUUAA
Pelobates cultripes (western spadefoot toad) is the source of this 48008-nucleotide messenger RNA. The record is from the annotation of a GenBank genome assembly. Lineage: Eukaryota; Metazoa; Chordata; Amphibia; Anura; Pelobatidae.